GAAGAAGCUGGAGCUGGAGGUAGCGUCAAUGGCCCUGCCAACAGCUCCAAGAACCAAAAUGGAAUUGGAAAUCAGUUCCAAAUCGCCAUCUGCGGAGUUGGUAUGCGGCUCUCUGGUGGCAUCCGCAGCACCAAAGAAUUUUGGGAUUCAUUGACAAGUCAUCUGGAUGCCCGGAUUUCUGCACCCGGAGCCCAGAAUAAAGGGUAUGAUAUUCGCGGCGGCCGGUUGAGUGAAGGCCUCAACUCCUCUGAUGCGCCCUUCUUCACGACUAAUGAUGAGGGGCCAACCGAUUAUGGACCGUAUGGCCAGAAACUGCUCGAAGUGACGCGCGAAUGUCUGGAAGAUGCAUGCGAGGUCAGCUAUCAUGGACAAGAUGCGUGUGUGGCGAGCUAUGUGGCAAUGCCAAGUCAAAAAGAAUCUGAGGCAAAGGAAGUCAAAUAUACCUCAAUCGCAGACCAUAUAUCCCAGAAAUAUGAUCUUCAAGGACCAAGCGUAACAAUUGAGAACGCGGAAGGCUCUGCCUCAUUGCUAGCACUUCAUGAAGCGUGUAACGCUCUUAGGAAUGGCGAUGCCAAAGCUGCUCUCGUUGCGGGUAUCAAUUUAAUGACCACCACGGAGACCCCUAUGGAUGCACUUGAUAGAGAAGCGGUGGUGGCAGUGUUUAUCAAGCCAGUGAGUGAUGCAAUUCGUGAUGGAAAUCCAAUCCAAGCCGUCAUCUGUGCUACCAGCGCAUAUCACGGCCAUGACGAUGCCUCCAUUUGCUCCUCUCACCAUGUCAUUGGCGACUCAAAAAGUGCUUCGGGUCUCAUCAGUAUGAUCAAGGCGAUGGCCUCGAUGAAACAUCAAAUGAUCCUGCCUUCUGUCCCAGCUGCAUCAAUCGGUACGAAUCUGGAAGAGCAACGUCUGCUGCCAGUUGUGGUGGUCGAGUGCUUACAUAAGCCAACAGGUCAAUCUCAGAGCCAGAAGCUCAGUGUGUUUGCAAAGUCUCGCCCAUUUCCAUCUGGUCGAGCUGAGAGAGUUAGCAUCAACUAUUUCGGAAAUGAUGAUAAUGGAGCUCACGCUAUCAUCGAAUCGUAUCGAAACGGUGAUUCAUCGACAAACAGGGAUAAUGCUCGUCCAGAGCUUGUCUUGUUUUCUGCAAACAACGUGACAUCUCUGAACCAGCAGAUUCAGCUUCACCAUGAUUACGCCAAGGCACACCCAGAGCUCGUCUCUGAUAUUGCUUAUACUCGCGCUAUGCGUCGCGAAGCCCUCAAUCACCGUGCAUUCUCUAUCCUCGGAGUCGACGGAGAAUGCCUGAGCACAACGAACAACGCGAAAUGCCCUGGUGCGGCCCCUUCCAUUACGAUGAUGUUCAGUGGUCAGGGAGCGCAGUGGGCAGGCAUGGGCAAAGAACUCUUCCAGCUCGAUGGAUUUGGAGACGAUAUCAAGAGUAUGGACAAUAUCUUGCGUCAGCUGAAAACCCCUCCUUCUUGGACGAUCGAAGAGGAGAUUCAGCGACCCUCCAGUGACUCUCUUUGUCAGAUCAAUUCUGUGGAAAUCGCUUGUACGCUCUCUACCGCUUUGCAGAUUGCACUUCUACACCAGUUUGAGCGGCUGGGAGUUACUCCAGAAGCUGUCAUUGGUCACUCAAGCGGUGAGAUUGCCGCAGCCUACGCUGCAGGCUAUCUUACUUUGAAAGGUGCAAUUAUCGUGGCAUAUUACUAUGGUAGCGCUGCCGCUAUGAGCACUUUCGAUGGAGCUAUGGCGGUGACUGGUCUAAGCACUGAGGAGACCAAAUCGUUCUUGCGUGACGGCGCCGUUGUGGCCUGUGAGAACAGCCCUUUGAGCACGACCAUCUCUGGUGACCGCAACGUUGUGGAGGAGAUUAUGGCAUCAAUCAAGAUGUCCAGACCACAAGUAACAACACGAAAGUUGCAUGUUGGUACAUCAUUUCACUCACACCAUAUGGAAUCGAUCUCCACCGAACUUCUGCAGCUUCUAGAAACCGAAGAGAUUCUCCGGACAGAGCAGUCAGCGAGAAAGGCCAUUUUUAUGUCGAGCGUCAGCAACACAAUGAUCAACGCUGCUGAAGAAUUUGGCCCUAAAUACUGGGUAAAUAACUUGACCUCUCCUGUUCGUUUCUCAUCUGCUGUUACGGCUCUUCUUGAUACCGUUCCCAAGCACGGCCUAUUCCUGGAAAUUGGGCCGCACUCGACCCUCUCUGGUCCACUUUCCCAGAUUUGUGCCGCUAUCGCUGUGCCUUGCAACUAUAUUUCAUCCCAAUUUAGAGAGAAAGAUUGUGUGGUGAGCUUUCUAUCAGCAGUUGGUCGACUUUGGCAAUAUUCUGGUAUUUCGAAUCUUGGCCCACUCUUCACUGGUAAAGCAAUCCCUGGGUUACCUCAAUACCCAUGGAAUUACAGCCAUUAUGAUGAAGGCGGCCUUCUAGAUGCCAAUAAAGUGACCUUGUCGGCAAGAGAUCGACGGGAUCAACUCGUCAAAAGAGCUGCGUUGAUGGCAUCGGCAAGCCUCUCGCCCGAGGAAACACCACAGAAGGAGUUAGAGCUAGUCUUGCGGGCUCUUUGGGCGGAUGUGCUCCAUAAUGUGCUUCAGAUUCGUGUCCAAGAUAUUGGCAGGCUGCAUAAUUUUUUCCUCCUUGGAGGCGACUCCCUUACAACGACCGAGCUCUCCACAACUGCUUAUCGACAUGGGAUUCGUCUGUCCCCGAUAGACAUUGUGGAGAAUCCCGAGCUUGCACGAAUGGCUGCUGUUGCGACAAUCGACGAUACCGAGCAACUAGAAAGCACCGAGCCAUUCAGCUUGAUGCCGAAAGAAAGCGUGGAUGAUAUCAAGACCGAAAUACAGAAGCAAUGCAACCUCAGUGCCGAAACAAUUGAGGAUAUUUACCCUUGCACAACGCUUCAACAGGGAUUUAUGGCCUUAGGGCUCAAGCAGCCUGGCUCCUACAUUCAUCGGCAAGUUUACAAGCUAUUGCCACAUGUUGACAUCGAUAAUUUCAUGGCUUCUUGGGACGUGGUCCUCAAGCAUUGUGGCAGUCUACGGUCAAGGAUAGCUUUGGUUGACUCGCAAGCGGUGCAAGCCGUAGUAACAACCGACACGACCUGGGAAGCUCCUGUUUUCGAUGUCGAUGUGAAUACAUAUCUGAACGAGACUCGAAGUAUUCCUAUGAGUUAUGGAGAUCGUCUCAGUCGAAACACCUUGUUGCAUCAGGAUAACGGCGAUACCUACUUUAUUUGGAUUAUUCAUCACGCCGUUUUCGAUGGCCUGAGUAUGAAGAUCGUACUCGAUGCUCUGCAAAGAGCCUAUCAUACCACGGAUUCCAGCAUAGAGACACUGCCACCAUAUUCAAACUUUAUUCGGUACAUUGGGUCGCUCGAUUCUGAUGGCUCUAGGGAGUAUUGGAGAAAAGAAUUGGAAGGCUCACAGCGAUCCCAAUUUCCAGCCUCUUCCAUAUCUGCAAAAUCCCAGGAUUGCGUCAUGAAGAAAUCCAUCCCGUUCCAGAACCCCAAGGCAUCGAUUACGACAGCAACCAUUAUUCGCGCGACCUGGGCUCUUGUUCUUGCUCAGUAUUGUGGCACUGAUGAUGUUUGCUUCGGUAUGACCUUGUCUGGCAGGCAGGCUCCUGUGCCUGGCCUGAACGAAAUUCCAGGACCAAUGAUCGCUACAGUGCCCAUCCGCAUUCAGAUCAAUCGGGAGAUGCUAGUGUCCGAAUUCCUCCAGAACAUUCAGUCACACGCGUCAAAAAUGGUUGCUCAUGAACAAUUUGGAUUGCAAAAUAUUUCUAAGCUUGGACAGAGUGCAAAAGAAGCUUGUGAUUUUGCUAAUUUGCUGGUUAUCCAGCCAAUGCAGCACCUCUCUUCAGCAGCCUGCUCCUCCCUGAACCCGAUCCUCCGACAAGGCGCAGAAGAAAUGGCUAUAUCUGAGGAAGCCAUGCGGAACUAUUUCAAUUAUCCGCUGGUUCUUCAAACUCGUGUUGGAGACGAUGCGAUUGAACUCGAGUUCACGUACUAUAAUGAUGUUUUGUCUGAGGGCCAGUUAGAUGCUUUGUGCCACCAUUUUGAGCAUGUUACUCAGCAGCUUCUUGAAAAAGGUGAUGCCCCUCUGAAGUCUGUCACAGUCUCCAGCAAGUGGGAUCUGCAGCGCGCCAUAGAAUAUAAUAACGAAGAGCCGGAUAUUGUGUCUUCAUGUCUUCAUCAGGUCAUUGAAGACCAUGCUGCAAAGCGACCAGAUGCUAUGGCUAUUUGUGCAUGGGAUAUGUCAUUGACCUAUAACCAGCUCAAUCUUAUUGCCAAUAGGUUAUCAUGCUACCUUGUUGAUAAUUAUGCGGUUCAGUCGGGCGAUUUUAUUCAUGUCUGCUUCGAAAAAUCGGCUUGGUUCUAUAUCUCGGUUUUGGCGAUUAAUAAAGCUGGGGCUGCUUGGAUCCCUCUCGACCCCUCUCACCCUAUCCAGCGUCAGAAACAGGUUGUAAUGCAAACAAAGGCAAAACUUGCGUUGGCCUCGCCAAGCAACGCCACCCUUUGUGCUGAUUUAGUUGACAAUGUCGUUGAAGUUUCCGCUGCUCUUGAAGAGAUACUGAGAGAGAGAAGACCGGGUAGCAACAGUCUACGCCCAGUAUCUCCAAGCGCUGCUUGUUACGCUCUUUUCACUUCUGGAAGUACUGGAACCCCUAAAGGCUUUGUUAUCCAGCACAGGGCUCUUUGCACGAGCCAAACUGCCCUCGUCAAAAGGCUCCACAUGACAUCGGAUAUCAGAAUGCUUCAGUUUGCAUCAUAUGUCUUCGAUAUGUCUAUUGGAGAAGUUGUUGCUCCCUGGAUUGCCGGAGCUUGUAUUUGUGUACCAUCUGAACAAGUUAGGAUGAAUGGACUUGCUGAGUAUAUACGCACAAUGGAGAUCAAUUGGGUAUUUUUAACCCCUUCAUUCUCUCGCACUUUAAACCCGGAUGAUAUACCUGGCGUUGAGGUGAUGAUUCUUGCUGGCGAGGCUGUGGGCCGGGACAUAUUAGAGACCUGGUUCGGAAAAGUUCGUCUUAUCAACGGAUGGGGCCCAGCUGAAACCUGCGUGCUUAGUACUCUGCACGAAUUUGAAUCUCUCAAUGACUCCCCUUUGACAAUUGGCAGACCUGUUGGUGGUUUCUGUUGGCUUGUUGACCCAGAGAAUCCGCGACAUCUAGCGCCCAUUGGAACUGUUGGUGAAGUGGUGAUCCAAGGACCAACAUUGCUCAGAGAGUAUCUGGCAGAUCCUGCUAAGACCGAAUCAACAACAGUUAAACCUUUACCAGACUGGGCGCCCAACAGCGACUCAGAACACUGGAGUCGGUUUUAUAAAUCUGGUGACUUAUGUAAAUACAAUUCAGAAGGAACAAUUGCAUUCGUUACGAGAAAGGACACUCAGAUCAAAAUCCGAGGUCUUCGAGUAGAGUUGGGUGAAAUAGAACACCAGAUCAAAGCAUGCCUUAAUGGAGUUUGCCAGGUUGUGGUUGACAAGAUUAACAGCGGGGCCGGUUCCAAUCUGGUUGCCUUCUUUUGCUUCAGCACUGAGACAAGAAUGGUAGCUACAGCUAGCACCAAUGCAGAUGGAAAUACUUCAAUGUUCCUCCCAGUCACAACUCAGCUGAAGAGCCAAAUUCUCGGCAUGAUUGGACACCUGUCUGUAAACCUUCCAAGGUACAUGGUGCCAUCUUUAUUUGUCCCAUGCAGAUAUAUGCCAUCAAUUACUUCAACCAAGUUGGACAGACGCACAUUGAAGCAUCAUGUCGAAUUGCUGGAUCCUGAGAGCUUGUCUACUUACUCGCUAGUUGAUACUGUCAAGAACCCACCGGAGACACCAAUGGAGCGCAAGGUGCAAGCCAUUUGGGCAAAAAGGUUGAACAUGCCACUAGACUCCAUCGGAAGAGAUGAUAGCUUCUUGCAAAUCGGUGGUGAUUCUAUUGCCGUGAUUCAUUUUGUGGCCGAUGCCCGCCAAGCCGGAAUCUCACUCACUGUCAAAGACGUCUUCGACGAUCCACGAUUGUGGAGAGUAGCUGCUGUCGCCGAUACGACAAACAGAGACUCCAACAUUGUUUCUAGCAGUAUACCUUUUGAGUUAUUGCAGCAUAACCAAUUCAAUUCAGAUAUGAGAAACGAGUUGCUUAAGCAGUGCAAUCUGGCUAGUUGGGACAUGGUCGAAGAUGCAUUCCCCUGCACUAAACUACAGGAAGGGCUAAUGGCACUCACCGCAAAACAACCGGGAGCCUAUGUUGCAAAAAUGAUAUUCAAGGUGGAGAGGAAUGCUGAUAUUGACCGCCUCAAAGCCGCCUGGGAGCGAACAGUUACUCUUUGUAGCAAUCUGAGAACGAGAAUCGUCCAGCUCAGCAGUGUCCUGUCACUUCAGGUUGUCGUCAAAGAACCUGUGCGAUGGGAAUCGACAGACAAUCAGAACAUGGAUGAUUUCUUAAAGUCUGCGAGCAACAUUCACAUGUCCUAUGGAUCGCCACUUUCCCGUUUCGCACUCAUUCACGAUGACCAUGGUGAUUAUUAUUUUAUCUCAAUUACGCAUCAUUCCGUGUUCGAUGGGUGGUCUCUAGCUCUUAUGAUCAAGACAUUCCACUCAAUAUACCAGAAUAUUGAGGCACCAAAACUGGAAUCAUAUUCCGGAUUUGUGCAGUACACGCUUCAACUGGACUCGGAUAGUUCGGAGAAGUAUUGGAAAACACAAUUAGCCGGAGCAAGAAGGGCAGUGUUCCCUUUGCCGAGAGACGACACUAUCGUCACCAAAUCUGAGAAGAAUAUAGGUAUCUCGUCAAAAGAAAUCAAGAUAUUGCGGUCGACAAAUGGUGCUAUUACCACAGCAACGUAUCUUCGAGCUGCUUGGGCGAUUCUUCUUGCCCGAUACUGCGGUACAGAUGAUAUUUGCUUUGGUGCUUCUGUUUCCGGCCGCAACGCCCCGCUUGCAGGCGUAGAGAAUGUCCUUGGCUUAGUUAUUGCUACUCUCCCCAUCAGAGUCAGAUUGAAUCCAGGUCAGCUUUUGUCGGAGUUUCUUCGCGACGUUCAGAGGCAGUCAACCGAUAUGGUGAUGCACGAGCAAUUCGGACUACAGAACAUAGCUAGACUUAGCUCAGAUGCGAAGGACGCCUGCAACUUUACCAGUCUAAUGGUUGUCCAGCCAAAACAAAUCACAAGCGGAUUCGAUGGAGACGAGGCAAUCCUUGUUUCUACAAGAGCAGAGCAACGGCUGGCAUGGCGGUCAAUGGAAGACUAUUUCAACUAUCCCCUCAAUCUUCAAUGCCAUUUGGGCGACAAUAGUGUGGAGCUAGAGUUUGUCUAUGAUGCGGAUGUUAUUUCUGAACCGCAGGUUCUGGCAUUAACUCACCAGUUUGAUCACAUCACUCAGCAGCUCGUAUCACUAGACAAGGAGAUGUUGCUACGCGAUGUGGCCAUUGCGGGGCCUUGGGAUCUCCAGCAGAGCAUGUAUUGGAAUAACCACGAAAUUGUGGUCGAAGAACAUUGCAUGCAUGAUAUUAUUUCCACACAUGCUAAAUCUUGUCCAAAUGAUGAAGCUUUGUUUGCCACGGAAGGGUCGCUAACAUAUGCAGCUUUGGAGAAUCUUUCUGAUCAUGUUGCUUAUCAGCUCUUGCAAUACAAUGUCCAGCCGGAAACAGUGGUGCCAUUUUGCAUGGAGAAAUCUAUUUGGGCUGUGGUUGCCAUGCUCGGCAUCUUGAAAGCUGGCGGUGCCUUUAUGCCACUUGAUCCUUCACAUCCGGAGUCGCGACGGUUGGCCUUGGUUCAAGAGGUGAAUGCGAAAGUUAUACUUACUUCGCCAUCUAUGGCUACAUCGUGCGAAGGAAUGGCUGAGCAUACUAUUGAAGUUUCCGCCUCGCUGUUGACAGUUGCGCCCAAUAUCAAGUCGGACUACCAUACACUCAGCAAUUACAAGAAACCUGAACCUCAUAAUGCGGCCUACGUCCUAUAUACAUCUGGUUCUACAGGAAAGCCAAAAGGCCUGAUUAUGCCACACUCGGCCGCUUGCACUUCAUUAUUGCGCCACCCUGAAAAGUUCAGCAUUGACAAAUCUUCACGGUCCUUCCAAUUCGCGAGCUACGUAUUUGACGUUUGCAUUUUGGAGAUAUUCGUUUCACUCUUUGUCGGAGCAACCGUUUGUGUACCCACGGAAAGCGAGAGAAUAGGCAACACAUGGCGAUUUAUGACGGAAGCGCGAGUCACCUGGACAUGUUUGACGCCAUCAUUUAUUAGAACACUCGACCCUGAUACCGUCCCUACUCUCCGAACUCUGUGCAUGGGUGGAGAGGCUCCCACUAAAGAUAUCCUUACCAAAUGGCAUGGGAAAGUGGAGCUCAUCAAUGCGUAUGGUCCUGCGGAAGCUUGUGUGGAUGUUGCUGGACAUGUCUUCAAGUCUCAAGACGAGUCGCCUACAACCAUUGGACGCCCAUUUGCUCACAAGCUUUGGAUCGUGGAACCAUAUAAUGUCAAUCGCUUUACUCCGAUUGGAUGCAUUGGCGAGUUGGUCAUUGAAGGCCAUGCAAUCGCACGUGGCUAUAUCAACAACGAAGAAAAGACCAAUGAGUCCUUCCUCAAUGACUUAGAAUGGUUACCCAAUGUCCCAACCGGCGACAAGCACAGAGUCUAUAAGACUGGUGAUCUCGCAAGAUUCAACUCUGAUGGAACAAUUGAGUUCUUUGGGCGGCAAGAUACUCAAGUUAAGAUACGUGGUCAGCGUCUUGAACUCGGUGAGAUUGAAUAUAACAUCAAGGGCAAUCUUUCAGAUGUACAGCAUGUUGUGGCCGACCUCAUUGAGCGUGAAACGGGCAAGAUGAUAAUUGCUUUUGUCACAUUCGAAAACCACUUGUGUGACACCAUGGCAGAUGCUGCUGAUCCUUACGGUAAUUUCAUCAGGGAUGGGAAACUUAAUUCUUCCUUCCAAGAUCUUAUGCUUGGACUACGACGUGUGUUACCAGGCUAUAUGAUCCCGAGCAUCAUUUUCCCACUCCGAGUCAUGCCCUAUACAACCUCAAAUAAGAUCGACAGAAGAGUGCUGCGUGAACUUGCGACCAACAUGUCCCGCGAAAUGAUAUCGGAAUUUUCUAUGGAUAGCCAAGCGAAGGUAUCACCGACCACUGAAAUGGAGCUUAAGCUUCAAAGCCUAUGGGCUCGGGUCUUGAACAUUAACAAAGAAGAGAUAUCUAAAUUUGAUAGCUUUUUAGAAAUCGGUGGCGAUUCAAUUUCUGCGAUUUACCUUUCGAACCUUGCUGCAAAAGAGGGGAUGCUUCUUCCGAUCGCAAGCAUCUUUAAAGACUCUCAAUUAGCUUCCAUGGCUGCCUCAAUGACCAUUGGGCAUGCGACAAAUAAUGACGUUCAACCCUUUAGCAUGAUUGAAGCAGCACGCCUGGAAUCAUUGAUACCUGCCAUCCGUGAACAAUGUGGAUUUUCACGCGGACAAGACCUUGAUGACUUGUAUCCUUGUACGCCACUGCAAGAGGGUCUUAUGGCCUUGACCGCAACGCGACCAGGCUCUUACAUAGCCAAGCGGGUAUACAAAUUGGCAGAAGAUGUUGACCUAGACCGUUUCAAAGAAUCCUGGGAACAAACUAUUCGGGCCUGCAGCAAUUUAAGAACAAGGAUUGUGCUGGAUGGGGAAGUGUCGCUACAAGCUGUGGUAUCCCAUGAUACGUGCUGGGAUGAGGCCGAUGAUCAAAGCCUCGACUCCUACAUGAACAAGCUGAUGAACAUUGAUAUGGGGUAUGGAUCACAGCUUUCAAGGCAUGCGAUAAUUAAUUCAAAUGAAUCAACCUACUUUAUUUGGGUUGCGCACCACGCCAUCUUCGAUGGCUGGACUAUGCAGAUCAAUUUAGACGUUCUUCGGCGUGUUUACGACCAAGAACCUCUUUCGACUCUGUCCCCAUUUGCAAACUUUGUCAAAUAUGUCUCACAACUGGAUCAUGAAGCAGCCAUGAACUUCUGGCUUACGGAGCUGGAAGGUGCCCAGAGGGCUUCAUUCCCACCACCAAAACUCGUGACUGAAUCAGAGACGUCGGUGGCUCAGGGAAUCAAGAUUAUGAAGAGAAAAUUUGUAACUCAGGCCUCCGAGAUGGUGGCUUAUGAGCAGUUUGGCCUUCAAAACAUCUCAAGGCUUAGUACCAGCGCAAAGGACGCUACGGACUUCACUAGCUUGUUUGUCGUUCAGUCGAAUCAGCACCAGCAAUCAGCUGGGGAUAAAGAUAGAAAGCUCUUCACCUCUGAUACUAACGAUGAUACGAACGUUGAAAAUUGGAUGCAGAGCUUUUUCAAUUAUCCUCUGAUAGUAGAGUGUGAUCUGAUUCAAGAUCAGGCUCUCUUGACACUGUACUACGAUUCUCAUGUACUUUCCGAUCACCAGCUUCAGUGUAUAUGCAACCAAUUCGAGCAGGUUGUGCAGCAACUCAAUCUGCAAUAUGGCAAGCCGCUCAAUACACUUUCAAUGGCUAGUCAAUGGGAUAUAGAAUUUGCACAUGCUUCUAACCCUAACAAGCCUCUUGUCAUUGACUCUUGUGUCCACACGCUUAUUGAGGAGCGAACAAAGAUAAACCCUGAUUCGCCUGCAGUGUGCUCAUGGGAUGCUGAUUUUACCUAUUCUGAGCUUGAUGAGAAUGCCAACAGACUGGCUAACUACCUCUCGAGUAUGCUGGGAGUGAAAUCUGGCGACCUGGUUAUGGUCUGCUUCGACAAAUCUGCUUGGUAUAUUGUGGCCAUCUUGGCUAUUAACAAGGCUGGCGCGGCUUGGGUGCCCAUUGAUCCAUCACACCCCCUAGAACGUCACCAGAGUAUUGUUAGCCAGACUGGUGCAACCUUGGCCCUGUGCAACUCUUCGAACUUGUCAAAGUGUACUCAAUUAUUUACCGACGUCCUCGAGGUGAACACCCAGUUCAUCUCUGAGCUCCGAGGUAUCAAAGCAUAUGAAGGCAAGCCAAAUGCGAAGGUUAGCCCUGAAGAUGUUGCAUAUCUCAUUUUCACUUCUGGAUCAACGGGAGUGCCCAAGGGCGUGGUUAUUCAGCACAGGGCCAUUUGCAGCAGCCAGGUUGCUUUGAGUCAGAGGCUCGGUAUGCACGAUGGUGUUCGAAUGCUUCAAUUCUCUUCUUUUGUGUUUGAUGCAUCUCUUUUCGAAAUAAUGUCUCCGCUCAUUUCGGGCGCUUGUGUUUGCAUCCCUUCAUGGGAUGUGCAAAUGAACUCAUUGCCCGCUUUUAUUCGAGAUGUCAAUGUUACAUGGGCAUUUUUGACUCCUUCGCUAGCUAGCAUUAUCAAACCUCAAGAUGUGCCUAGCUUAGAGCUUCUUGCAAUUGGUGGCGAGGCUCCAAGCAAAGAGGUCUUCAGUAUCUGGCUUGGUAACUUGCGGCUGUUUAAUGUUUGGGGUCCUACUGAAACAACUGUCAUUGCCGCAUGUCACGAAGUGAAAUCCACUCAACUGUCACAUCUAACUAUCGGUCAACCAAUCUGCGGCAAUUGCUGGAUUGUUGAUCCCAAGGACCCGACCAAGUUGGCUCCUGUGGGAACGGUUGGCGAGAUCGUUGUCCAAGGACCGAAUUUACUACAAGAAUAUCUUGCAGAUCCAGAGAAAACAGCUACCGCCACUCUCACCUCCCUCCCAGAGUGGGCUCCAAAUCGCGACCUAUGGAAUCGUUUCUAUAGGAGUGGAGACUUAGCCGUUUAUAAUUCUGAUGGCACUAUCAGAUAUUGCAGUCGCAAAGAUGGACAAGUUAAAAUCCGUGGUUUGCGUAUAGAAUUGGGAGAAAUUGAACACCAUAUUCGCAAGAACAUGGAUGCCACCAGUCAAGUCGCUGUCGAAGCGUUCAGGAGUGAAUCCGGCACUAAUUUAGUUGCAUUCAUAUGCCAGAAUAGUGAUACUAUUCCGGCUGCCAUGACCGGUAACAUGACUAGUGAAGACAUCAUCCUUCCCUUGACAGAUCAGUUGAAGAGCAGCCUAGAAACCCUGCGCAAUUCUUUGAUCUCUUCUUUACCUGGCUACAUGGUGCCCACCUUCUUUGUUCCCUGCAGGAAGAUGCCGCUAGUGACAUCGUCUAAACUGGACAGAAAAUCUCUGCUUCGCCUCGCUGCCGCAUUAGAUAGGCAAUGUCUCGAACAGUAUUCCCUAUGUGCAAUGAACGAGGUAAAAGCUAUCCCAGAAACAAAAAUGGAACGCACCAUGCAGGAAAUCUGGGCAGAGAUUUUGAAGAUACCAGUUGAAUCGAUUGGCAGAUACGACAGCUUCCUGGCAAUUGGUGGUGAUUCUAUUGCGAUUAUUCGUCUUAUUGCUUUGUCUCGCGAUUAUGGUAUUGAGCUUCGAGCUAGUGAUAUCUUUAAAGAUUCUCGACUCUCUUCUGUUGCCCUCCAAGCGGUUUCUACCGAUAUUACCUCAGAACUUACUGAUACUGCAAAGCCAUUUAGCCUAUUGGAGCCACAAGUCCAAGAUGAUUUAACAGUACGGAUAAGAAAGGAGCUUAAUUUAGCCCAUUCAAUGGACAUUAAAGAUGCAUAUCCUUGCAGUAACCUGCAGGAAGGUCUCAUGGCUCUGGCAGUGAAACAGCCUGGUUCAUAUAUGACGAGCUUUCACUAUCGCUUAGCAGACCGUGUAAAUAUUCCCAAGUUCAAAGCAGCCUGGGAAAAAACGGUGGAGCUAUGCGAUAUCCUACGAACUAAGAUUAUUCAUUUGAAUGGCUCGUCGAUCCAAGUAGUGGUCAACGAUAGCACUUGGGAUAAUACAGAUGGCAUGGCAUUGCCGUAUUAUCUUCAGUCUAUCAAGGACAUCAAAGUGGAAUAUGGGUCUCGCCUUUGCCGGUAUGCGUUGGUCCAAGACCAGAACUACCAGACGCAUUUUAUCUUAACAAUGCAUCACGCAAUUUUUGAUGGCUGGUCUAUACGGAUUUUCCUUGAUACUCUUAAGAGAGUGUAUAACGGAAUGGACAUUGCACUCCCGACGCCAUAUUCUCGUUUCAUUCAGUACACCAUUGGCAUUAACUCCCAGUCCGCUUCUGAUUACUGGGUGGAGCAACUUCGUGAUGCGAGGAAAGCUUCAUUUCCGCCUGACCUCAGGACAACUCGAUUACGACCUUCGAGCAGUGUUCGCUCCAUGGUUACAAAUUUCGAUCUUCCUGACAUAAGCGCGACAGGUAUCACAAGAGCCACAAUUUUGCGAGCUACUUGGGCUGUUCUUCUUGCACGAUAUUGCGACACGGACGACAUCUGUUUUGGCACGACAGUAUCGGGCCGUCAAGCCUCAGUGCCUGGAAUAAUCGGCAUGCCAGGUCCUGCUAUUGCAACUGUCCCCCUGCGUAUACGAGUCGAUCAACAGAUGUUAAUUGCUACAUUUUUAAACCAGGUUCAGGAACAGGCGCUAGAGAUGGUGGAAUUCGAACAAUUCGGUCUGCAAAACAUUCGGAAACUAAACUCCGACACCAAAGAUGCCUCUGAUUUCUCCAGUUUAUUGGUUAUUCAACCAAAGGAAGCUCUAGACCCUCUUAGCGAUAGCGAUUCGAUCCUUAUUUCAGCUGAUACGGAGCUUGACACAGGGUACUACGCUCUCCAAAACUAUUUUACCUAUCCACUCGUUAUUCAAGGACAUCUCCAUGACGACACUACCCAGUUAGUUCUUAUUUAUAACACCGGAAUCCUUUCUGAAGAGCAGGUUGUUGCAUUAUCGCACCAAUUUCACCAAAUUGCUAAGGAACUUGUCCUCCGGAUGCAGUCAAAUCUUGGCGAUGUCAGAAUUGCUUCUUCUUGGGAUCUUCAGAAAUCAGCCACAUUCAACUCCCAGGUACCAGAAGCUAUAGAAAGCUGUUUCCAUCAACUUUUCGAAAAACAGGCCAUUGAGACCCCUGACGCUUUGGCAAUCUGCUCAUGGGACGGUACUUUAACAUACGCCGAGCUGGAUAAAGCGGCCAAUCGUCUAGCACAUCAUCUGAUGUCUCAGCACGCAGUUAAAUUAGAAGAGCUUAUCCACGUGUGUUUCAACAAGUCGGUUUGGUUCUUUGUGUCAAUUUUGGCUAUCAACAAAGCUGGAGCCGCAUGGGUUCCACUUGAUCCGUCUCAUCCUCCAGAACGACUUCGUCAAAUUGUCAAGCAGACGAAAGCUCAAGUGGCGUUAGCAUCAGAAUCUCAUGUCGCGCUGUGCAGCGAUCUUAUGCCACACGUUAUUGAGGUUUCGGCCUUUCUAGACCAGAAAUUAUCAAGCAAUGAUGGAUAUAGUCAAAAUUCGCCAGCUACGAAGGUGUCGCCUAAUAAUGCAGUCUACGUGCUCUUUACAUCUGGUAGCACGGGUAUCCCAAAAGGUCUUAUCAUGGAACACCGAUCUGUCUGCAGUAGUCAGAAAGCCGUUAUUAAAAGACUGGGCCUUCAUUCUAAUGUUCGGAUGCUUCAAUUUGCGGCGUUCGUUUUUGAUCUCUCGAUAGGAGAAAUAGUUGCACCACUCAUAUCAGGUGCCUGCAUCUGCGUGCCUUCGGAAUGGGCUCGUAUGAAUGAUAUUGCAGGCUUUAUUCGAGAGAAAGAGGUGAACUGGGCUUAUCUGACACCUUCAUUUAUUAGAGUCCUGAAGCCAGAGGAUGUGCCUAGCCUUGAGCUACUUUUACUUUGUGGAGAGGUGACUCCUCGCGAUGUCUUUAACACUUGGGUUGGUAAGCUGCGAUUUAUCAGCGGUUGGGGACCAGCUGAAACAUGUGUUUUCAGCACGCUGCACGAAUGGAAGUCAGAUACCGAAUCUCCAUUGACUGUUGGCAAUCCUGUGGGAGCAUUUUGCUGGAUCGUUGACCCCGAACACCCCGACCGAUUGGCCCCAAUUGGAACCGUUGGUGAAGUUAUGCUACAGGGUCCAACGCUACUUCGUGAAUAUCUUGAUGAUCCUGAGCGGACGAAAUCAUCUAUAGUGAUGCCACUACCCGACUGGGCACUGGAAAGGGGAUCUCAGUGGCCGCGAUUUUAUAAAUCUGGUGAUUUGGCGAUGUACAACCCAGACGGAACGAUCGAGUUCUGCAGUCGCAGAGAUACUCAAGUGAAGAUUCGUGGUUUACGAGUUGAACUUAGCGAAGUUGAGCAUAGCAUUCGUGAAAGCUUGGAAGGCGUUCGUCAAGUCGCUGUGGACAUAUCAACAUCUAGCAGUGGUUCUAAUUUGGUCUCAUAUCUCUGCUUCAGUGAAGAGACGCGUUCAUCGUCCAACUCGAAGAUUAGUCUGGAUGACAUAUUCAUGCCACUUACCGCUGAUAUGCAACCGUUGCUUGCUGCUAUGAUAGGCCAGUUGAAGGUCACUCUUCCUAGUUAUAUGAUCCCUACUCUUUUCAUCAUAUGCAAGUACAUACCUUCGAUCACGUCUACGAAACUCGACAGAAAGAUCCUUCGCCAAAUGGUAUCUCUGCUUAACCAUGACCAAAUAUCGAUGUAUUCGCUCUUGGAUAGUAAUAAACGGCUUCCAGAAACAGAAAUGGAACGAAAAUUACAAUCACUUUGGUCGUCCAUUUUAAGAAUACCUGUCGACUCUUUUGGUCGUGAUGAUAGCUUUUUACAGAUUGGUGGAGAUUCAAUUUCUGCUAUACACCUAAUCUCCAGGGCAAGAGCUGAGGGGAUAUCUCUAAGUGUGAAAGAUGUUUUUGAUGAUUCAAGACUACUCGCAGUUGCUUCGAAGGCAGUUCUCAAUAGCAAUUUCGAAGAAACAGAGUACACCAUUUUACCAUUUAGCCUCCUGCCUGAGUUGUCUCGAGACGCAAUUAUCAAGGAAGCGGCUGAUCAAUGUGAUAUUUCACAGAAUGCCAUUGAAGAUGCAUAUCCAUGCACGUCUCUUCAAGAGGGUCUUAUGGCAUUAUCGGUCAAGCAGCGAGGAUCAUAUGUGGCCAAGUAUAUCUACAAGCUGCCCGGUUAUGUCGACAUUGAACGUUUUAAAACUGCUUGGAACAAAACUGUCAAGCUAUGUGGCGCUCUACGCACGAGAAUCAUUCUAUUUAAUGGUUCACCCAUCCAGUUGCUGGUCAAAGACUUGGGAUGCUGGGAAGCAACAGAUAACGAGACGCUCUCUUCCCUUGUCCGCUCAGAUCGAGGAUCUCGUAUGAGCUACGGCACUCCACUCUCCUGGUACGCAAUCCUUAACGAAGAAGAGACAAAUUACUUCAUCUGGUCAGCUCAUCAUGCUGUUUAUGACGGAUGGACAAUUCAAAUUAUUCUGAGUACUCUGGAGUCUGUUUACCGGGACACGCAGAUGACACCAUUGCAACCGUAUAGCGGGUUCAUCAAAUAUACUUUGUCCCUUGAUCACGACGCAGCGAUCAAGUUCUGGGAUAACGAACUUCGUGGCUCAAAACGAGCCGAAUUCCCAGCUGUCAACGGACUCAACGCUGGAAAUGAGAGCCAGUCUACCCAGGUACACCGAAGAACAAUUUCACUUCCUCACAGAGAAAGAUCAUCAAUUACGAAAGCAUCUAUUUUGCGUGCGGCCUGGGCAAUUGUUCUUGCUCGUUACUGUGAUAGUGACGAUCUCACCUUUGGAACAACUGUAUCUGGUCGUCAAGCAUCAGUUCCUGGCUUAGAAGCAAUGCCGGGUCUGGCCAUUGCUACUGUACCCAUUCGCAUUUCUCUUAAUAGCCAUAUUAAGACCUCGGAUUUCCUUCUCAGCAUUCAGAAUCAAGCCACAAAUAUGGUACCUUUUGAACAAUUUGGCAUACAAAACAUUGCUAAUGUUAAUUCUGACGCAAAGGCGGCUUGCAAUUUCUCUAGUCUACUCGUUAUUCAACCCCCAGCUUCAUUAGGGUAUGACCCUGAGAAUGCUAUACUUCUCUCCGGUGAAACCGAAAAGGCUUUAACUGAAGAUACGAUGGAAUCAUACUUCAAUUACCCUCUUGUCCUCAUCUAUGGAAUAACUGGUAAUAGCGUUGAGCAGCGCCUAUUCUUUAAUCCGGCAGUACUGGCGGAGAAGCAAGUAGCAGCACUCUCGUACCAGAUUGAACAAGUUAUUCAGCAGCUUGCUAAUGAUGUCUGUCUCGGACAAAUCUCCCUUGUUGGAGGCUGGGACAUGAAGCAUGCUGUGAAUUCACAAAUGCUAAAGCCUUCUACUGAAUCUUGUACCCAUUGGGCGAUUCAAGAUACAGUUCGCACCUACCCUGACUCCCUCGCCGUGGCUUCAUGGGAUGGUGAACUUACCUAUGCUGAGCUUGGAAGCGUAGUAUCUCGCUUGGCAGCAAAACUCCAGCUACUUGGCAUAGGUUCUGAGACCCUUGUGCCUUUAUGUUUUCCCAAGUCUAUCUGUGCCGUUAUCACCAUGAUUGCAGUGCAAAUGGCAGGCAGUGCUUUUGUUCCACUUGACCCGAAAGCACCGAAGACUCGUCUGAGUAGCAUACUAGAUGACAUCAAGGCUAAUAUUGCCCUUACGAGCCCUUGUUGUGAAUCGAAUAUGGAAGGCCUAGGUGUUCCUCUUAUUGUCAUUGACAAGGAUUUCUUAGACGCUUUGCCCAACGCCACUGCUUCACAGCGCUCCGGAAAUCCCUCUGAUGCAGCCGUUAUUCUUUUUACGUCUGGCAGUACAGGUAGACCGAAAGGCAUGGUUAUCCAACAUAACGCUCUCUGUUCUUCGGCAAACGCAUAUGGCCGUGAUCUACAAAUUGGACCUGGUACCCGCGUUUUUCAGUUCUCUGCCUACACAUUCGACGUCGGUAUCUUAGAUACUCUAGUUACUUUAAUGCGCGGUGGUUGCCUCUGCAUCCCCUCGGACCAUGAUCGGCUUAAUGACCUACCUGGCGCCAUCAAUAAAGCUCAAGCUAACUGGGUUUUCCUUACACCUACAGUAGCUGACCUUCUUAAUCCUGCUGACGUUCCGACACUUCGUGUGGUUUGCCUCGGAGGAGAGGCUAUAAACCAGAAAACUGCCGACAGGUGGAAAGAUUGCGUUGAGCUUCAUGGUCUCUACGGCCCAGCGGAGGCCUCUAUUUGCGCCUGGAAUUCGACUGUCGGAAAGUCAGGUAAAUCGACUAAUCUAGGCAGACCACUUGCAAGCGCUUUUUGGGUUGUCGAACCAAAUGACAUCCAAAAGCUUGUUCCUGUGGGCUGCAUCGGGGAGUUACUUAUCCAAGGCCCGAUGCUGGCGCGAGGUUAUCUCAAUGUCCGCACUGAGCAGGCAGCAAAUUGGGUCGAAAAAUUCUCAGCAAACUGGCUGCCUCACGACUUUCCCAGUAGAGCUUAUCGAACCGGUGACUUGGUGCGACGAAAUGCCGAUGGAACUUAUGACUACAUUAGCCGCAAAGACACUCAGGUAAAACUUCACGGUCAACGUGUGGAACUUGGCGAAAUCGAAUCGCAGAUCCACAAAGCCAUUCCAGCAGAAAUGUCUGCCAUUGUUGACGUUGUAAAGUCUCACGAAGGGCAGCACCAAGAUAGUCUCCUGGCUUUCUUGUGGUAUACAGACAACUCAGCGCCAAGUCAACAACUGCCAUUAGAAUUGAUCGGUACGCUAUCUGAUGAGCAGCGAGUAUUAAUUUCCGACAUAGACAUGGCGUUGUCUAUUAAUCUACCCUCUUAUAUGAUUCCUUCAUCCUAUCUUAUCUUCAAUGGCAAACCUGACCAUACUACGUCUGGGAAAGUUAAUCGCCGUGCUCUUUUAGAGCUUGCUCAGAACAUCUCAAAUCAGAACCGUUUACGAUUCGCUCCUGGGACAGAAGAAAGGGAAGCCCCAAAUAAGCCCAUGGAGCUCAAGCUUCGGGAUCUUUGGGCUGAUGUCCUUCAUAUCAACGCUGAAGAUAUCAGCAAAAGGGAUAGCUUUUUGCGUAUUGGUGGUGAUUCCAUCAGUGCAAUCCGGCUGGUUACUCUUGCUCAGCGGCAUAACCUUGACCUUAGCGUGGCCAUGAUUUUCCACAAUCCACUGCUGGAACAAAUGGCCAGUGCCGUCUUCGUAAAUGAAGACACUCUCAUUGAUGACGUACGACCUUUUAGUUUACUAUCCAACACUCAGAAAGAGGCUAUCACUCAGGCAACGCGUGAUCAGUGCUCAUUGCCGCAAGUUGUUGUUGAAGAUUCUUACCCUUGUACUGGUAUGCAGGAAGGUCUGAUGGCUCUCGCUGUUAAGCAACCGGGCUCUUACAUUGCUAAAUUUGUUUAUCGAUUGCAAAAACAUGUUGAUAUUGAGACUUUCAAGAAAGCGUGGACACGAACCGCAGAAAUCUGCACCAACCUGCGUACUCGAAUAAUCUACAUUGACGGGGCACCAAUUCAAGUCGUAUUGAAAGAUGAACUCAAUUUUUCCACUGUUGGCAACCAAAAUCUCAAUGACGCUAUUCGGUCGCAUCGCUUUAUUGAAAUGGGCUGCGGCUCAAAUCUUUCUUUAAGCACACUGGUUAAACAAGAAAAUGGACACUGCUAUUUCCUAUGGGCGAUUCAUCACGCUGUAUUCGAUGGCUUGACCAAUCAAAAUAUCUUCACAGUGCUACAGAAAGUCUAUUCUGGGAUAGAGUUGUCUCCACUGCCUCCAUACUCACGCUUCAUCGGCUAUAUUAACUCUUUGAACGCGGAUAGCGCUGCGCAUUAUUGGAAUGCGCAGCUUGACAACUGCAAGCGGGCACUUUUCCCAUCCUCACUCGACACUCAGAUUUCAUCCGGUACAACCAGCAUCUUCGAAAAAUCAGUUAGACUUCCUAAUAUGCCAAAUGCGAAUACAACGAUGGCAACGCUGAUUCGAUCCGCCUGGGCUCUGGUCCUAUCUCGCUACUGUGAUACGGAUGAUAUCUGCUUUGGCACAACAGUCUCGGGUCGGCAAGCACCAGUCCUCGAUGUAAUGGACAUGGUUGGACCUAUAGUUGCCACGGUCCCAGUUCGAAUCCGUUUCAAGUUGGAUCAGUCUGUUUCCAGUUUCCUUCAAAAUGUGCAAGAUCAGGCAUUAGAAAUGAUUCCUUUUGAACAAUAUGGUCUACAAAACAUUAUGAAAUUGGGUGAAGAUAUGAAGGAAGCUUGUCAAUUCUCCAGCCUCCUGAUAAUCCAGCCAAUGCAAGGCACACCAAGUGAGGAGAGCAACGCUAUUCUUGUGUCUGCAGACCAAGAAGUGGAUACAUCCGCCGACUCUGUCCAGAAUUUCUUCAGUUAUCCGCUAGUGGUCCAAGGACAUCUUUCCGAUGAUAGCGUCAAGCUGUCAAUCGUUUACAACUCCAACGCACUUAAUGAUGGCCAGGCCGAAGCACUGGCUCAUCAGCUGAGUCACGUAAUCUGUCAGCUUGCCUCACUACGCGACGCACCCCUACGAGGAGUAGCCCUCUCUUCUCCAUGGGAUCUCGAAAGGGCUAUCGCAAUCAAUCAGGAACUGCCCGAAUUUAUUGAUUCGUGCCUCCAUACGCUCAUCGAGAACCAAGCAAACCAACGCCCUGAUGCAAUUGCUAUUUCUGCUUCGGAUGGAGAACUCACAUACGGCCAGCUAAACAGCGCCGCCAAUCGCUUGGCCCAUCACCUUAUCGAAAGAUAUUCUGUUCAAAUCGAAGAUCGCAUCAACGUAUGUUUCGAAAAGUCGAUUUGGCAUGUUAUUUCGAUUAUAGCCAUCAAUAAAAUUGGUGCAGCUUGGGUUCCGCUAGAUCCCUCGCAUCCCGAGCAGCGGUUACGCCAAAUUGUUGAGCAGACAGGGGCUAAACUUGCGCUGACUUCGUCAAACCAAUUUGCCCUAUGUGCCAAAGUUAUCAAGGAUGUAGUGGAAGUGAGUGACACAAUUUAUGACCAGUUGGUCAACGCGGCAGUCAGUUCAAAUAAUCCAGGGGUGGGAGUAUCUCCUCAUAAUGCUGCAUAUGUGUUGUUCACUUCAGGUUCAACUGGUACACCGAAAGGUAUUGUUCUAGAGCACGCCGCUGUAUGCACUGGUCUGAAUGCUAUUGCCAAAAGACUACAAUUACCGGCCAGCGCUCGAAUGCUGCAGUUUUCUGCCUUCACCUUUGAUGUAUCUGUAGGAGAAAUUUUCACCUCAUUGAUCACAGGUGCCUGUGUCUGUAUUCCAUCGGAUUGGGCAAGAAUGAACAAUAUCGCUGCUUUCAUCCAGGAAAAGAAGAUCAAUUGGGCUUUCCUAGUCCCAUCCUACAUUCGCACAAUUGAUCCAGAGGAUGUACCAAGUUUAGAGGUAAUUGCUCUGAUGGGAGAACCAGCCACUAAAGAUAUAUUCAAUACGUGGUUUGGUAAGGUACGUCUUUUCAAUAGCUGGGGGCCUACAGAGACCUGUGUUAUCAGCUCCAGUCAUGAGUGGAAGUCAGCAAAUGAGUCGCCCCAUGUAAUAGGAAAGCCAUUGGGUGCCCACUGUUGGAUUCUUGAUCCUCAGAAUCCAAGUCAACUAGCUGCGACUGGAAUUGUUGGUGAAGUUGUUGUUCAAGGCCCGACACUUUUACGUGAAUAUCUCGGCGCUCCAGACAAAACUAAGGCCUCAAUAAUCGAUGCCCUACCAGACUGGGUGCCUCACCAAGCGCUCCCGGGCUGGGGUCGACUAUAUAAAACCGGUGAUCUAUGCUUUUACAAUUCAGAUGGUAACAUCGAGUACUCUUCUCGUAAAGAUACGCAGAUCAAAAUUCGAGGCCACAGAGUUGAGGCUGGGGAAAUAGAGCACCGGGUGUUACAAGCAAUGGCUGUUGAUCAGGUCGCGGUGGAAUUAGUCAAUACCGAGAGCGGAAAUACGCUUGUCGCAUAUCUCUGUUUCAAUCUGGACUGCAAAGCGAUAUCGUUGACAGCGACACCUGACGAAGUCUUUCUUCCACUCACAGACGACAUGCAGCAAUCAAUAUCUACCGCAGUGGCACAGCUCAAGACAGAUUUAGCCCAUUAUAUGGUGCCUACAAUGUUCAUUGUCUGCAAGUUCAUGCCUUCCAUUACUUCUGCCAAAUUGGAUAGAAAAUCACUUCGGCAUUUCACUACUAUGCUUGAUCGAGAUCAAUUAGCAGCGUACUCAUUAUCCAACACGGUGGCCGUGAAGGAACCACCGGCAACUGUGAUGGAGUGGCGUCUUCAGUCCCUCUGGGCCGAGGUGCUGGGCAUUCCUGCCGAAUCCAUUGGUCGUGAUGACAAUUUUCUUCAGAUCGGUGGUGAUUCUAUCGUGGCAAUUCAAUUGGUUUCAAAAGCUCGAAAACUCCGCCUAUCCAUUUCUGUUAAGGACGUGUUUGAUGACCCAAGAUUACUUGCUGUGGCCUCCAAAAUAACUCUGAUCGAUAGCCUCACUAUAGCAUCUGAUGAAACACAGCCAUUCAGUUUGCUCUCUCAGUCAGCCCACGAAGCUUUGCUGCGUGGUGAUGCAGAUUUACAAUGUCAUUUCUCAACAGGCCAGAUUAUUGAAGACGCAUAUCCGUGCACCUCAUUACAAGAGGGCCUUAUGAAUAUAACAAUGAGACAACCAGGGGCUUAUGUAGCCAGAUACUGCUUCCGCUUAGCAGAAACAGUUGACAUAUUACGAUUCAUUUCAGCAUGGGAUCAAACCGUCGAAAUGAGUGCGAAUUUGCGAACUAGAAUCGUAAUCUUGGAGAGUUCAGCCAUUCAACUCGUCAUCAAGAACGGGUGCCACUGGAAUGACGAAGAAAAGUGCUUGCUGCCCGUCCACAGGCAACGAAGUCUUGAUAUUGAUUACGGCUUGCCACUUUGUGAUUAUUCUCUAAUUCAUCAUGGCGGUGCCAAAUAUUUUUGUCUCAAGUUGCACCACUCAAUCUUCGAUGGUUGGUCCCUUCGGUUGGUGAUGGGCACUUUGCAGAGCAUCUACGAUGCAACGGAUAUCUCUCCGCUCUAUUCGUAUUCACGGUUUAUCAAGUACAACCUGGAUAUGGACCAUGCUGCUUCCGCUCAAUAUUGGACAGCUCAGCUAGAGGGCGCGAAAUCAGCGGCCUUUCCAGCAGAGAGUGAACGAAACAAAAACGAUGUGAAGAAGCAAAUGAAGCUCCAGACAACUUCAAUCAAACUCCAACAGCUGGCCAAUAGCUUUAUCACAAAGGCCACAGUCAUACGAGCAGCAUGGGCUAUUGUGCUAGCUAGAUACAAUGGCGUGGAUGACAUCUGCUUUGGUUCUAGUGUCUCUGGCCGUCAUGCUGCAGUUGCUGGCAUAGAAUCCAUCCCUGGUCUCGUAGUCACCACUGUCCCCGUUCGCAUUCGGAUAGACGAUCGGCAGACAGUGUCGUCUUUCCUAAAGGAUGUGCAGUACCAAGCUGCUGACAUGGUCCCCUACGAGCAUUUUGGGUUAAAAAAUAUCGCAAAUCUUAACAAAGAAGCAAAGGCUGCUUGCGACUUCAAAGCCUUAUUCGUUGUUCAGCCGGUUCAACAAAUGAGUCAUGAGAGCAGUCUGUUCAACCUUACGACAGACGUUGAGGGAAGCAGCAAAGAGGAACUGCUUCAAAAUUAUCUAAAUUACCCUCUUGUUGCCCAAUGCAUGCUGGCCGAAGAUAGGGUUGAUCUUGAUUUGUAUUGCGAUCUGUCGGUGAUUCCCGAGCACCAGUUGCAAGGGCUCUCACAUACAUUCAAGCACGUAACUGAACAGCUGCUUAAUGCAAAUGAGCUCCCCUUGUCCCAAAUUUCCGUUGUACCGCCCUGGGAAUAUGACUUUGCAGUGGCAGCUAAUGGAGCACCACCCACAACCAUUGAACGAUGUGUGCACUCGCUCAUUGAGAGCGAGGCAAACAAACACCCGACUUCAAUGGCCGUGAAUGGAUGGGACGCUGACUUCACGUACCAACAGUUGGAUCUCUGUGCUAACAGACUGGCACAUCACCUCAUCAACACUUUUAAUGUUAAGAUUGGUGACAUUGUCCACAUGUGUUUUGAGAAAUCGGCUUGGUAUAUUGUGGCUAUUCUAGCCGUCAACAAGACCGGAGCCGCAUGGUCGCCCCUGGAUUCUUCUCAUCCAGUUCAACGAUACUCGCAAAUCAUUGCACAAACCGGUGCAUCACUGAUUCUAACUUCCCCGGCUAACGCUUCGAAAUGUAUACCUUUAGUGCCACACAUCUUGGAGGUAUCUGCAACACUUGAUGCAACUUUGGUCGCAGACAGAACCAAUCAUAGAAGUCCUUCAAUCAAUGUGUCAUCAGCAGAUCGUGCUUAUAUCAUAUUUACCUCAGGAACCACUGGUACACCAAAAGGCGUGGUGAUUGAACAUGGAUCAUUGUGUACUUCACAGAUGGCUCUUGCACAACGAGUUGGUCUUACGCAUAGCGCUAGAGUCCUUCAAUUUGCAUCGCAUGUCUUUGAUGCGUCGGUAUUCGAGAUUUUCGCGCCUCUCCUUGUCGGGGGCUGCGUAUGUGUGCCAUCUUGGGAUGAACAGAUGAACGAUUUAACGGGCUACAUGAUCAAUGCUUCCGUAACAGCGGCAUUUGCCACUCCAACUGUUUCUCGUAGUUUGAGACCAGAAAAAAUGCCUCGGAUGGAGAUCCUUAUUGUUGGCGGCGAGGCUGGGGCUUCGGAUAUUCUUGAAACGUGGAUUGGAAAGGUGCGGUUAUUCAAUGGCUGGGGUCCAACGGAAACAUGUGUCAUUGCUAGUGUCCACGAAUGGACAGAUAUUGGCGAUUCAGCGAGAACUAUCGGGCGGCCCAUUACUGGUAACUGGUGGAUUGUUGACCCAAGUAAUCCUCAGAGGCGGGUCCCCAUCGGUUGCAUUGGCGAGAUCGUCUACCAAGGACCAACACUAUUCCGAGAGUACCUAGCUAAUCCAUCAAAAACUGAAGAGGUUUUGAUAAGUUCUCUGCCAAGCUGGGCCACUGGUGGUGACUGGAAGUCUUGGGAUCGAUUCUAUAGAACUGGUGAUCUGGGUUUCUAUAAUCCGGAUGGGACUGUCGAAUAUUGUGGCCGAAAGGAUACUCAGGUCAAAAUUCGUGGACUUCGAAUUGAGCUUCACGAAAUUGAAUACCAGAUCUACACGCAUUUACCGGCUAUCCGUCAAGUUACAGUCGACGUUUUGAAAGCAGAGGAGGCGUCACACCUAGUGGCGUAUUAUUGCCUCAACAACGAUACCCAACCAUCACAUCUAUCCGUUGAUUCUGAAGGCAAAGGGCUCUUUUUACCUUUGUUGGAUGAUAUGGUACCUCAAAUCAAUGCGCUUAUUUCCAAUCUCAAUGAUAUUCUACCUCCCUACAUGAUCCCCAAAAUAUUCAUCCCCUGCAAGCAUAUGCCAGUUGGAACAUCGUCUAAACUAGACCGGAAAUUACUAGUAGAUAUGACCAUGUCGCUUUCAAGGAAAGCAAUUGAGCGAUAUUCACUCGUCGAUAGUAGCAAACGCGCUCCAGAAACUCCCAUGGAGGCAAAACUGCAACAGCUUUGGGCCGACAUCUUGCAUAUUCCAUUAGAGUCAAUUGGAAGGGAUGACAAUUUUCUUCAGAUUGGAGGCGAUUCCAUGUCCGUUAUACUACUUGUCUCCGCUGCUCGCGAAAUUGGAAUCAUAGUCAGUGCUAGAGACGUCUUUCACGAUGCUCGGCUUGUUAGUGUUGCUGAGAAGGCUCGAAGCAUUACUGGAGAGGACUCGGAAUUCAGCCCUAUCCAGCCAUUCAGCUUGUUGAAUCAAUCUCAACUCGAGUUACUUCAAAUCAGCGAUACCAAAUCUUUCAUGGGCUUGAGUGACGAUAUGAGUAUUGAAGACGCAUACCCAUGCUCAAAACUUCAGGAAGGUCUGAUGGCAUUGGCAGUUCAAAAACCAGGGUCAUACAUUGCCCGGUUUCAUUAUCGCAUUUCCAAGCAGGCGGAUCUUCAUAAAUUUAAAGCUGCCUGGAAAAAGACUGUUGAGAUGUGCCCUAAUAUGCGGACUCGGAUUCUGCAUGUCCAUGGAUCCUCUAUUCAGGUCGUGGUAAAACAUGAUUUCGACUGGGAGUUAGUUGAACCACAAUCUUUGGAUGACUACCUCAAGAACUUUCAUUACGCCAAGAUGGAGUAUGGUUCGCGACUCUGUCGUUAUGCUCUGGUUUUACAUCAUGACGAAAUACAUUUUGUUUGGACAAUGCAUCAUGCCGUUUUCGAUGGAUGGACAAUCCGUCUGGUACUCGAAACCCUGCAGAAGAUAUAUGAUGGGUCUCAAGUUACUCAACUCAAGCCAUUUUCUCAAUUCAUUCAAUACACCCUGGACAUUGAUCACCAAUCGGCCAGCGAAUAUUGGCUCAAUCAACUCCAAAACGCAAAGAGAGCUAGCUAUCCGAACAGAUUGGCGUCAAACGAGCAACCCGCCAACGCAAAUAGUACAGGGUAUCUAGAAAUGGAGAUAGAGAUACCCAAACUCUCUGGUAGUGCCACAAAAGCGACUCUUCUGCGUGCGACCUGGGCGAUUGUGCUUGCUUGUUAUUGUGAUGCCAGGGAUAUAUGCUUUGGCACAACAGUCUCUGGCCGUCAAGCGCCGGUAGCCGGUCUGACGGAAAUGCCCGGUCCGGUUAUUGCAACGAUUCCUAUUCGCAUCUAUCUGGAUCAUACUAAAGCUAUAUCUACCUUCCUUGAAGAUAUUCAAGCGCAAGCAUCUGAAAUGGUUGCAUAUGAACAAUUUGGUCUACACAAUAUCGCCAAGUUGAGUGAUGAUGCGAAGGACGCCUGUGAUUUUUCUAGCUUACUGGUGAUCCAACCGAGACAGAUUUUGUCGCAUAUCAAUGGGGAUGACCAGGCCCUGCUGGUUGCGCGCUCCAAUGAUGGAGCGGACGAGGCAUUAGAGAGCUACUUCACCUAUCCUCUCGUAAUUCAGGCCCACUUACAUGAAAAUGGAGAUAAGCUAGUAUUUAUAUAUAAUAAGCUUGCUCUUUCUGAAAAGCAGCUUAUUACGCUCUCAAAUCAGUUCAGACAUGUCGUUUCUCAACUCGCCUUUCAUCCUCAGCUGUUAUUAGGAGACCUCUCUAUUGCGUCUGAGUGGGACGUCAAACAAGCUAUCAAGUUUAACUCUGAAGCACCAGAGAUUAUUGACACUUGCGUCCAUACGCUGAUCGAAGCUCAGGCCCGUCGUAACCCUGAUGCUCUGGCGAUAUCUGCUUGGGAUGGGACGUUGACAUAUAGACAACUUAAUGAGUGUGGAAAUCGGCUUGCCCAUUAUCUUAUUAGGCAGUAUAGUGUUAAGCCUGAUGACCUUAUUCACGUCUGUUUUGAAAAGUCGGUUUGGCACUUUAUUGCUAUUCUUGCCAUUAACAAAGCGGGUGCUGCAUGGGUUCCAUUAGACCCUUCUUAUCCAGAGCAGAGACUACGACAAGUUAUCAGCCAGACACGUUCCACACUGGUAUUGGCGUCAUCGCGUAACGCAAAAUUAUGUUCGAGUCUUGUUGAGAACAUUCUACAACUUGAUGCUGAACUUGAUAAGUCAUUAACUCUGACUGAAAAUGGGCAGAGCGGUCCGACCGUUGCUGUUACCCACCAUAACGCGGCGUAUGUGCUCUUUACAUCUGGCAGUACUGGCAAACCAAAAGGCCUGGUCAUGGAACAUGGUGCCGCUUGUACAAGCCAAACAGCUAUCGCAAAAAGGCUGAAUCUGACAUCUGAUGUUCGGAUGCUUCAAUUUGCAGCCUUCGUAUUUGAUCUCUCCAUUGGUGAGAUUAUCGGCCCCCUUAUAUCUGGUGCCUGUUUAUGCAUUCCAUCAGAAGACACUAGGAUGAAUGGUUUAAAAGAAUAUGUUAACGAUACCGGGGUUAAUUGGGCGUACCUAACACCCGCUUUCGUAAGAACACUCAAUCCGGAGGACAUGCCUGGUCUAAAUCUGUUGCUUUUGGCUGGUGAAGCAGUCCCUCGGGACGUGCUUACCACUUGGUUUGGCAAAGUCCGUCUAGUUAAUGGCUGGGGUCCUGCUGAAACUUGUUGCUUCAGCACUCUCCACGAAUGGGCCUCUGUGGAUGAAUCGCCGCUUGUUGUUGGCCGUCCUGUUGGAGGGUUUUGCUGGAUUGUAAACCCAGAAGAUCCUCAACAACUCACUCCAACUGGAACUCUAGGCGAGAUAGUCAUACAAGGUCCUACAAUCCUACGCGAAUAUCUUGCAGAUAUUGAACGCACUAAAGAUUCAACUGUUUACUCUCUCCCAACUUGGGCACCUCAGCCAGACUCAGAGCACUGGAAUAGGUUUUAUAAAUCUGGCGAUCUUGGGUAUUAUAAUCCUGAUGGUACAAUCGUUUUCAGCAGCCGCAAGGAUACGCAAAUCAAGAUCCGUGGGUUGAGAGUUGAAUUAGGUGAAGUUGAGCAUUAUAUACGCGAGACACUAGACGGAGUACGCCAGGCUGUCGUCGAUGUCUACCAAAGGGAUGGCCGAUCUAAUCUCGUCGCAUAUGUCUGUUUUACUGAUGAGAUGAAAAAUCCGUCUGCAGAUGAAGAAUUUACUGCAAAUGGAUUAUUUGCAUCCAUAACAGAUGAUUUGCGUAAAAGAAUCGCGAUCAUGCUCGGUGAACUGAGAGUUACUUUACCAAGUUACAUGAUUCCUACCCUUUUCAUCCCUUGCAGGUUUAUGCCGUCCAUUACAUCUACCAAGCUUGAUAGAAAGACUUUACGUCGUCUGAUGGAUUCUCUAGAUGACCAGCAGCGGGCUCCAUACAGUCUCCUCAACCGGCAGAAACGUGAGCCCGAAACCGAUAUGGAAAUCAAGCUUCAGGGGCUUUGGGCGAAAAUAUUAAACAUUCCUGUGAAUACUAUAGGCCGAGAUGAUAGUUUCUUACAGGUUGGUGGAGAUUCCAUUUUAGCCAUUCAAUUGGCUUCUCGUGCCCGAGAAAUGGGAAUUUCUUUCCAAGUCAAAGAUGUGUUUGACGACCCGAGACUGGUGGCACUGUCUUUGAAAGCUACGAAGACUACAUAUCAGGCCGUCAAGCAAGUCAAGCCGUUUAGCAUGCUUUCCGAUAGCCUCAGAGAUGCGGUUCUUAGUGAUGAUAUCCGCGUGCAGUGUUGCCUAACCGGAGAUCAGGCUAUCGAAGACGCCUAUCCAUGCACCUCGCUGCAGGAAGGCCUGAUGGCUUUAACUGCUAAGCAGCCUGGGUCCUAUGUCGCAAAGUAUGUAUUCCGAUUACCCGAUCAUGUCAAUAUUUCUCGCUUUACAGCUGCUUGGGACAAGAUGGCUGGGGUUUGUUCCAAUUUACGGACCAGGAUAAUCCAUUUGGACGGAGUGUCAGUCCAAAUCGUUGUUCGAGGUGGUAGCCAAUGGAGAUCUGUCGAGAGCAGGAAGUUGUCUUCCGUUCUCGACUCACCAGAAAAUCUCAAAAUGACAUACGGAAUGCCUCUAUCCUCAUCUGCUAUUGUCUACGAAAACGACAAAGCUUACUUCAUUUGGUCAGCCCAUCACUCUAUCUAUGAUGGUUGGACGAUGCGAAUCAUAUUCAGCACCCUAUAUUCAGCAUACUACGGUGAUAGCAUAUCUGCCGUUCAACCUUAUUCCUGUUUCUUCAAUUACUACAUGAACUUAGAUACCACAAAAGCAACCAAGUUUUGGACGGAGGAGCUAGCUGGGGCGAAACGGGCAGAAUUUCCCUCUAACAAACGCUCCACGUCUUCCGUCAUGGAUGACGUUCAUCAUACGAGCAUUACUCUUCCAGAGUCACUCCAUAUAUCUGUUACUAAGGCCACGGUUGUCCGUGCUGCAUGGGCGGUUGUACUUGCCCGGUAUUGUGGUAGCAAUGAUGUGACGUUUGGCACCACCGUCUCAGGCAGACAGGCCCCGGUCCCAAGUGUUGAGUCCAUCGCCGGACCAAUGAUUGCAACUGUGCCAGUUCGCAUUCAACUUGACAACCAGGCCUCUAUAUCUCAGUUCCUGAGUGAUGUUCAAUCGAAAGCAUCCUCGAUGAUCCCUUAUGAGCAGUUUGGACUGCAAAAUAUUGCUAAGCUAAGUCCAGAUGCGAAAGAGGCGUGUGAUUUCUCGAGUCUCCUUGUCAUUCAGCCUCCAGCGCAUGAUCCUUCUGAGGGAGAUGAUGCAAAGGCUCUUCUUCUACAAAGUGAGAUUGAGCAAGAAGAAACAGAAAAAGCUAUGCAAGGCUAUUUCAAUUAUCCCCUUGUCAUUAUUAGUUGCAUUGGAGAGCGUGCUAUUCAGCACCGUCUGUUUUAUAACUCGGCUGUUCUCACCAAGCUUCAGGUGGAAGCGUUAUCGCACCACCUUGAGCAAGUUAUACAACAACUUUUAAGCAAUAACGGCAUGCAGAGCGAUAUUUCUUUAAUUGAUUCAUGGGAUCUUCAACAAGCCAUUGACGCAUCUCGUCUACGCCCUGCCACAGAUUCAUGCACACAUUGGCUGAUUCAAGACAAGAUUAGGGAACAACCUGAAGAAAUUGCUAUUACAUCUUGGGAUGGAGACCUCACAUAUGCCCAACUUGGGGCUCAUGCCACUCGUUUAGCGGCGAAACUACAAGAUCUUAAUAUUGGGCCUGAAUCAUUGGUGCCUAUUUGUUUCCCUAAAUCUAAGUGGGCUGUGGUCUCUAUGGUGGCUAUUCAAAUGGCCGGAGGUGCCUUUAUUCCUCUUGAUCCUGGUGCUUCGCCACUAAGGUUGCAAGGUAUUCUUCAGGAUACAGGAGCUACCUUGGCCAUUACCAGCCCAUCAUGUCAAGCAACGCUACAAUCACUAGGCAUGGAAACUAUUGCUGUGGAUGACGAAAUGAUCUCUAAAUUGCCCAGCUCAUUUGUUUUGCAAUGUGAAGUGCAACCUGUCAACUCUAGUGUCAUCCUCUUCACAUCCGGAAGCACGGGGAAGCCUAAGGGUAUGAUCAUUCAGCAUAAUAGCAUAUGUUCGUCCAGUGAUGCCUAUGGAGCUGACCUGAAUAUUGGUCUUGGCACUCGAGUGUUCCAGUUCUCGGCAUAUACUUUUGACGUUGGUGUUUUAGAUUGCCUCGUCUCGCUCAUGAGAGGUGCCUGUAUCUGUAUCCCUUCAGAUCACGAUCGCCUUAAUAACCUAGCAGCUGCUAUUACUGCCUCUCAAGCUAACUGGAUUUUCCUUACACCUACUGUUGCAGAUCUGCUUCAACCAGUCGACGUUCCUACCUUGAAGACUGUCUGCCUGGGGGGUGAAGCCAUAAGCAAGAAAUGUGCUGAGAGAUGGGUUAACUAUGUGAGUCUACAUGGUUUGUAUGGCCCGGCAGAAGCGUCGAUCUGCGCGUGGAAUUCUAUGGUGGGGAAAUCCGGGCGCUCAACGAAUCUUGGUCAUCCGAUAUCCAGUGCUUUUUGGGUUGUCGAGGCCAACGACCCCAAGUCUCUCGUCCCGAUUGGCUGUAUUGGCGAACUUCUCAUCGAGGGUCCAAUGCUUGCUCGCGGUUAUCUCAACGUGACUGACGAGGUCGCUGCCAACUGGAUGGAAAGGGUUGAUUGGCUCCCUGGUGAUAACCAACUAAAGAGAAUUUAUCGAACAGGUGAUUUAGUGCGACGGAACGCUGACGGUACUUUUGAUUACAUUGGUCGCAAGGAUACUCAAGUCAAGCUUCAUGGUCAGCGAGUUGAGCUUGGAGAAAUUGAGGCCUGCAUUCACGAGUUCCUACCGCCAAAUAUGGCCGCUAUCGUGGACCUUGUUAAGGACAAAGAUGUUCCUGAUAGCCUAUUGGCCUUCCUUUGGUACUCCGAGGGAGAAUCCACCUCGCCAGCUCGCCUUAUGGAUACGAUAUCUGAUGAAGCACGAGCCACCAUUUUGCACCUAGACACGUCUCUAAGCACGAUUCUACCAUCAUACAUGAUUCCCUCGUCCUAUCUUUUGUUUAAUGGCAAGCCAGAGCAGACCAUAACGGGCAAAGUCAAUCGACGGUCGCUUACUAGCCAAGCGCAACAUAUUGCUGCCCAAGACCGUCUGCGCUUUGCUCCUGAUACUAGUUUCCGUGUGCUACCAACCACUCCCAUGGAAUUUAAGCUGCGAGAGCUAUGGGCUCAAAUCCUACACAUCGACUCGAUGAACAUAUGCAAGAAUGAUAGUUUCUUACGUCUUGGCGGCGACUCAAUAUCUGCAAUUCAGUUGGUUUCAAAGGCUCAGCUUCAAGGCCUCAGUCUGACUGUCGCUGUAAUUUUCCAAAGUCCUCGACUCGAACAAAUGGCGGCUGCCAUUGUUGAGGAUGAUUCAAUUACAUACGAGGAGAUUCAGCCAUUUGAUAUGAUUCCGAUAGUAGAAUCUGAUGCCAUUUUGGCUGAAGCCCAGGAGCAAUGUUCGUUGACACACAGCUCUAUCAUUCAAGAUGCCUACCCUUGUACCAAGCUACAAGAGGGUUUAAUGGCAUUAUCUGUCAAACAACCGGGUAGCUACGUUGCUAAAUACCUCUACCGCUUGCCCAGGCAUGUUGAUGUGGCUCGAUUCAAGUCAGCCUGGAGACAAACUGUGGGUAUUUGCAGUACUUUGCGCACUAGAAUCAUCCACACCUCAAAUAAAGCAACAUACCAAAUUGUUCUAGACCACGAUUCUACCUGGGAGCCACUACAAUAUCAAGAUUUACAAUCUGUUCUACGAUACGCCCAAACGAUCAAAAUGACCUACGGCACACCUCUGUGUCAAUUUGCCUUUGUUGAAGACGAACAGCAAAACGUAUUCUUCUUCUGGGCCAUACAUCAUACAGUUUUUGACGGCUUGUCUACUCAGGUCAUCCUCAACAUCUUACACAAGUCCUACUUGGGUGAAGUUGUUCCAACCGUGACUCCAUAUUCGCGAUUCAUUCGUUACCUUCUUCAAAUAGAUAAUGAGGCUGCUUCUGCUUACUGGAGAGACCUCCUGCAUGGUGCCAAUCCUUCGCCAUAUCCUUCUCUACCCAACACGCAUGUCAAACCUGCGGCCACGUGCGUUAUGGAGACUUCAAUUGGCUUCGUUGAUACGGGGAAACAUAAUGUCACAGUAGCAACCAUUGUUCGAUCUGCCUGGGCUAUCGUCCUUGCUAGGUAUUGCGACACAGAAGAUGUAUGCUUUGGCGCCUCCAUCUCUGGCCGCCAAGCUCCUGUUCCUGGAAUUAUGGACAUCGUGGGACCAGCGAUUGCGACUGUUCCAGUACGAAUCCGAAUCGACCGCCAACAACUUCUAUCAGAAUUUCUGCACAGCGUCCAGGACACAGCAGUAGAAAUGAUUUCAUACGAACAGUUUGGUCUACAAAACAUCUCGAAGCUAAGUCGAGAUGCUCACGAUGCCUGCCAGUUCUCAAGCUUGCUAGUGAUUCAACCAAUGCGCCAUAUUUCUAAUAGCAAAGAGAGCAAAUCUUUGCUUGUUGCUGCAGAUGCGACGGAAGAAGGGGUUUCUGACAUUCUUGCUAACUUUUUCAACUAUCCCCUUGUUGUACAAGGUCACGUUUACGAAGACGAAUUGAGAAUUGCAAUAGCCUAUGAUGGCAACAUUCUGACCAAAUCUCAAGUACAAGCUUUAUCCAACCAACUUGGCCACGUCAUCCACCAGCUCGCAUCCGGUGAUGCUAUUCGUCUUGGGGACAUUUUGAUAGCGUCCUCUCAUGAUCUUGAGCUGGCGAUUGCUUCCAAUAGCGAUACGCCUGAGGUCAUUAGCUCUUGCAUACACGAUUUGGUCGACAAACAAGCUCGGAUCACCCCAGAUGCACCAGCAAUCUCAGCAUGGGAUGCGGAACUCACGUAUAGCCAAUUUAUUGCGGCUGCAAACAGACUUGCGUACCAUCUCAUUCACAGUCAUGGAAUCAAGCCAAAUGACCUUGUCCAUGUCUGCUUUGAGAAAUCUGCUUGGCAUUUUGUGUCAAUUAUCGCGAUCAAUAAAGUUGGUGCUGCUUGGGUGCCUUUAGACCCAUCUCAACCUGAAGAACGUUUACUCCAGAUUGUCCGUCAGACUAAAGCUCGGGCAGCACUGGUAUCACCGAAUAAUGCUAGCCUUUGUACUAAACUGGUGGAAAAUGUGAUAGAGGUCACAGCUGAACUCGACGGACAAUUGGGUCUGUCUGUUUCAAACUCAUACGUGCCUCGCGUAGCUGUGCCACCUCAUAGCGUUGCUUAUAUCAUUUUUACCUCGGGAAGCACUGGAACGCCGAAGGGUGUCGUUAUGACACAUCUAUCUCUAUGCACUAGCCAAACUGCUUUAGCUGAUAGACUCGGCAUGACCCCAAGCGUGAGAAUAUUGCAAUUCUCUGCCUUCGUUUUUGACAUGUUCAUAGGCGAAACAAUGGCAUCGCUGAUCUAUGGCGCGUGUGUUUGCGUGCCGUCAGAUCGUGAACGAAUGGAAAACGUUGUGGGUUUCAUUAACGAGCAGCGAAUUAACUGGGUUUUCCUAACACCCUCUUUUGCUCGCACGAUUCAACCUAAAGAUGUCCCUGGCCUGCAACUCCUCUUAGUCGGUGGUGAAUCUAUUCCUCAAGAUUUAGUUCACAAGUGGUUUGGGAAGCUACGUCUUAUCUGUGCUUGGGGUCCUACUGAGACCUGUGUUAUCAGUGCCACACACGAAUGGACUUCUGCUGAAGAAUCUUCUCUUGUCAUUGGCCGUCCAGUUGGCGGGUUCUGUUGGAUUGUUGACCCAGAUAUGCCACAUCGCCUUGCUCCAAUAGGCACAGUCGGCGAAAUCGUUGUUCAGGGCCCGACACUCUUACACGAAUACCUAAAUGACUCUCAAAAGACAGAAGCUGCGUUGAUGUCCACACCAACUUGGGCACCCCGUCCUGAUUCUCAGCAUUGGCAUCGAUGCUACAGAUCCGGCGAUCUAUGUUUCUACAACCAUGAUGGUAAUAUCGUAUUCAGUGGUCGUAAAGAUACACAGGUUAAGGUCCGCGGCUUUCGAGUUGAGCUCGGAGAUAUAGAGCAUCAUAUUCGGGAUCGAUUAGAUGCUCCUUGCGAAGUUGCCGUUGAGGUCUUGAAAACUACUGUUGGGGCCAAUCUGAUCGCUUUUGUUACCUUCAAUGUCGAAGCUGAUGCGGCCAAUGGUAGCUCCAGUGCUGACAUAUUCCUUCAUCUCGACUCUGGCAUGCAAGAAACUUUCAGUGCUUUGUUGGAACAACUGAAGGUUUUGUUACCCCCAUAUAUGGUUCCGACAACCUUUGUUCCUUGCCAGUAUCUCCCAUUCACGACGUCGACAAAAUUAGAUCGGAAGAAGCUAAAAACUAUGGCAUCCUGCCUUAGCUCAGAAGAUCUUGCUAAAUACUCACUUUCAAAGUCAGAGAAGCAUAGCCCGAAGACAGAGAUGGAAACACGACUGCAGGUCAUUUGGGCGGAGCUACUAAACAUUCCUACUACAUCAAUCAGUCGAGAUGAUAGUUUCCUGCAGAUUGGUGGCGAUUCCAUUAUGGCGAUCCACUUUGUUAAUGCUGCUCGGGACGAUAAUAUUGGGCUCACAGUGGCGGAUGUCUUUGAUGACCCAAGGCUAUUAGCUAUCGCCGCGAAAGCGACUAAUCUCAUGGAGAGUGAUCCAAUAUCAGAAAUCACACAGUUUGGCCUUCUCGAUGAGGUAGUGAGAGAGUCGCUACUAAGCCAGGGCUUGUGGCAAGGUUAUAACUUUGCUGACAAUAUCGUCCUCCAAGAUGCUUACCCCUGCACCAAAUUGCAAGAGGGUCUUUUGGCUCUUGCGGAGAAACAGCCGGGGAGCUACGUUGCGAAGUUUGUCUACCGCCUAAACAGUAAUAUCGACGUUCAGAAAUUCCGAGCUGCCUUCGAACAGACAGUAAAGGCUUGCAACAAUUUGCGCACAAGAAUUGUUAUCGUCGGAAACACGUCGGUUCAGGUUGUCCUUGAGGAUGACUUUGCGUGGGAUAAUCUAGAUGGUGAAGGGCUACGCUCGUAUGUGAAGUCCAUGGAUUCUUUCAAAAUGGCAUACGGCUCGCGGUUGCACCACUAUGCAAUUGCUGAGGACGAUGGCGAUACCUACUUUAUAUGGACUUUACACCAUUCUAUCUACGAUGGUUGGACGAUACGCCUCAUGAUGGAGGUCCUCCAUUCGAUCUAUGAGGGUUUUGCCCCUGCGCAUCUACAGCCGUACAAUAAGUUUGUAGAAUACAUUGCCAAUGUUGACCACGAUGGGGCAAGGAACUACUGGGGAUCACAGCUUCAAGGCGCUAGCCGAGCAGGUUAUCCUUCUUUCUCCGGCUCAUUAAAAGCUUCAAACUCUUGUAAGACUCUAGAGAGAGACCUAGAGCUACCUAACAUGGGCAAUUUGUUGGUAACUAAAGCUACGAUCAUCCGAGCUGCAUGGGCUAUACUCCUCGCGAGGUAUUGUGAGAGUGAUGAUGUUUGCUUCGGAGUUACUGUUUCCGGCCGUCAAGCACCUGUUCACGGAUUAUCGGAAAUGCCCGGGCCUGCAGUCGCUACCGUGCCUAUCCGCGUCCAAUUAAACAAAGAGCAAACCGUAUUGGACUAUCUAGGUAGUAUACAGAGCCAAGCUUCGAAGAUGGUUCCUUAUGAGCAGUUUGGGUUGCAAGAGAUUGCCAAAAUUAGCUCUGCAGCUCAAGAGGCUUGCAAUUUUUCGAGCUUAUUGGUCAUUCAACCAAUGCAACACUUGAUUAACGACGAUAACGCAAUGCUUCUGCCAGUACAAGUUGAUUUGCAAGAAGAUAACUCGAUGCAGAAUUACUUCAACUACCCUCUUGUCAUCCAAGGUCAUGUAACGGACGAAGAUGUCAAACUUUUCAUCAUAUAUGAUCCCAGUGUUCUCCCAGAGUCGCAAAUAUUAGCUAUAUCUCACCAGUUGGAACAUAUCAUGAAGCAACUUAUCUCGAAACCAGAAUCGCAACUUGGCGCUUUAUCUCUGUCCUGCAAUUCGGAUGUCGAAUUUGCUCGGGAAGCGAACGGCGAAGAUGCUCCUGAAAUCCUCAACACUUGUUUGCCUAGACUCAUUGAGAUUCAAGCCGAGAUACGCCCCGAAGCUAUUGCUGUACAAGGCUGGGAUAAACAAUUCACUUACAACGAGUUAAAUAGAGCAGCCAAUCGCCUGGCUCAUCAUCUUGUCUCAGAUAUUGGUGUUAAGCCUCAUGACAUAGUUCAAGUUUGCUUUAGUAAAUCAGCGUGGUACGUUGUAGCCAUUUUGGCAAUCAACAAAGCUGGUGCCGCUUGGGGUCCCAUCGACCCUUCGCAUCCUCUUCACCGCCAUCAGCAAAUUAUCAGCCAAACGAAAGCACAGGUUGCACUUACGUCGCUAGACAACGUGGAGAGAUGUUCUCUAUUAGUUCCUUCUGUCGUCACAGUCUCGUCUUCCCUAGAUUCUGACCUCAGUGAGAAGAACUAUGACAGCAAUCAUGGCCCCGACGUUACAGUUACCUCGCAUUAUGCCGCCUACGUCCUGUUCACCUCUGGCAGUACAGGUAUGCCAAAGGGCUUAAUCAUAGAGCACGGCGCCCUUUGCACAAGUCAAACAGCAGUUGGAAAGCGCUUCGGGUUUACUCCGAAGGUAAAAAUAUUACAAUUCACCACAUACGUGUUUGACUUUUCAAUCAGUGAAAUUAUAGCAGCCAUGCUAUUCGGCGCUUGCGUUUGUAUUCCCUCAGAAGAAACCCGUAUGAACAGGUUAAAAGGGUUUAUCCAGGAAAGUGGCAUAAACUGGCUGUUCCUAACUCCGUCCUUUUUACAAACACUAAAGCCUGACGACGUGCCAGGAGUGGAAUUGGUAGCGGUUGGGGGCGAGCCUCUUCCUCGUGCUCUGUUCGAAGAAUGGGUCGGUAAAGUGAGGUUCUUCAAUUGCUGGGGGCCUUCUGAGACUUGCGUUAUGAGCGCAAUGCAUGAAUGCAAAUCAGAAGAAGAGUCAAAUAUGACCAUUGGAAGACCAGUCGGUGGAUUUUGUUGGAUUGUUGAUCCAGAGGAUCCACAGAGACUGGCACCGACAGGUACCGUUGGUGAGCUGAUUGUGCAAGGUCCUACUCUAUUGCGUGAGUACUUGGGUGAUCCUGAGAAGAGCAAGGGCUCAAUCUUGUGCAGUCGCCCUGAUUGGGCUUUGUACCCUGAUUCUGAGAACUGGAGUCGCUUUUACAAGUCUGGAGACCUUUGUUCUUAUAAUCCCGACGGUACCAUUAAAUUCUCUUCUCGCAAGGAUACUCAAGUCAAGGUUCGCGGCCUGCGUGUGGAAUUGGGCGAGGUUGAGUAUCGUAUUAAAGAAGCUCUACAUGGCGCUCUCCAGGUCGCUGUUGAUGUUUUCAAGUCGGGGGCUACCUCAACUCUAGCUGCCUACUUUUGCUUCAGCGAUGCCACUGCAGUCGUGUCAGGAAAUGAUCCUGAUAAUAUUUUCAUACCCUUGACGGAAGAAGUUCAACAGCUCAUUGCAACCAUGGUUGGAGAGAUCAAGAUUAUGCUCCCAGAAUACAUGAUUCCGGCUCUUUUCAUCCAAUGCCAAUAUAUGCCAACUGCCACGUCCGGGAAAAUGGAUAGAAAGAGUUUAAAAAUGCUCACAUCAGCCCUCACUCAAGACCAAUUAGCGGUUUAUUCAUUGGUGAAUAGCAAGAAGGUCAUGCCGCAAACUCCGAUGGAGCGCAAGCUACAGGCCAUCUGGGCAGAUAUCUUGGCUAUUCCUAUGGAAACAAUUGGUCGUGAUGACAGCUUCCUUAGCAUCGGCGGUGAUUCCAUCGCCGCUAUUAGGUUAGUCACUGCUGCUCGUGAUAAAGGAAUUGCUCUCACUGUGAGCGACAUUUUCCAUGAUGCUCGAUUAUUAUCUGUUGCCUCUAGGGCUUCCUUCAUCAAUGAAUGCGAGGAAGAGGCGCCUACUCAUAUUGUACCUUUUACCUUGCUCGAUGAGGCCCAUCACGAUAUGAUCUCCAAUAGCCCUACAGACCUCGCCCUCAAACUACCCUAUGGCAUGGAUAUAGAGGAUGCCUAUCCUUGCUCUAAGAUGCAAGAAGGCUUAAUGGCGUUGUCCGUCAAGCAACCUGGCUCUUACAUUGGGAAAUACAACUAUCUUAUUCCAGCUCACGCUGAUGUUUACCGGCUAAAAGUAGCAUGGGAGCAAAUCAUCAACCACUUCCCCAAUCUACGAACAAGAAUUAUCCGAUUAGGUGCCGUCUCCAUUCAAGUUGUUAUUAAGGGCGAUAUCACUUGGGACUGUACGGACCAAAUGACGAUGCGGUCCUAUUUGCAAGAAACCCAAAUCAUGGAAAUGGGGUAUGGUUCUCGACUGUGUCGUUAUGCUAUUAUUGAAGAUGAUGGGAGUUUUUACUUUUCCCUAAACAUCCAUCACGCUGUCUAUGAUGGCUGGACGCUGUCUAUCAUCUUCAAAGCCUUCCAUGAUGCGUACAGAGGCCUCGAAAUUGCCAGUCUCGUUCCAUAUUCCCAUUUUAUUAAGUACACUAUGGAACUUGACUACGGAGUCGCUGGCGACUAUUGGGCAGAGCAGCUUCGAAAUGCUCGGAAAGCAACAUUCCCCUCUGUCGCGAUUGAGUCCACUAGGAAGCCUGAGGCUUCGCGCACAAUUACAACGGAUCUUAAACUUUCAAGGACCAAUACAAACAUCACAACAGCUACUCUCGUGCGUGCCGCUUGGGCUAUAGUCCUUGCGCGAUAUUGUGAUAGUACGGAUGUUUGCUUUGGUGCAACAGUCUCUGGACGACAAGCAUCGCUCCACGGUUUGUCACAAAUGCCUGGCCCAGUAAUUGCCACCAUACCUGUUCGAAUUCGUUUUGAACACCAGAAUUCAACGGUGAAAUUUCUGGAGGACGUUCAAACCCAGGCAAUGGAUAUGAUACCCUAUGAGCAGUUUGGCCUGCAGAAUAUCCGCAAACUCAACAACGACGCCGAAGAAGCAUGCGAUUUCGCAAGCUUGCUUGUUAUUCAGCCUCUCCAAAUGUUCUCAGAUAAUAGCAGCGGCGAUGGAGAUGCUCUUUUGGCUGCUAUUGAAAGUACAGAGGAGAGCACAGAUGUAAUGCAGAAUUAUUUCUCAUACCCGCUUGUCGUACAAGGCCAUUUGAGUGAUGAUUUUGUGAGAAUCGUUCUGAUCUACAACCCACUCUGCAUUCCUGAGAAACAGAUUAUCGCAUUAUCUGAACAGAUCAAGCAUGUCAUUAGUCAACUAGCGGAAUCGCAGCCUGGCCAGACGCUAGGCAACCUUUCUCUCGUUUCUCAGUGGGAUAUUGAACAAUCCCACAAGUUCAAUGCCGAUAUUCCCGAGGUUAUCAAUUCUUGCUUCCACGAUCUUGUUGAAUAUCAAGCAACUCAUCGCCCCAGCGCUAUGGCUAUCCGUUCUUGGGAUGGUGAGUAUACCUAUGCUGAGCUCAACCAAGCAGCCAAUCGUCUUGCAAACCAUCUCGUUCAGACAUACGACAUUAAGACGAACGAACUGAUACAUGUAUGCUUUGAGAAAUCUGUCUGGUAUUUUAUAUCCAUCUUGGCUAUCAAUAAGGUUGGUGCUGCUUGGGUGCCGCUUGAUCCAUCGCAUCCUAUACAGCGCCUCCAGCAGGUUGUCAAUCAAACCCGAGCAAAGAUUGCGCUCUGCUCGCCAGACAACGUUGACCUUUGCUACGGCCUCGUUGAAUCCGUAGUUCAAGUUGCCACUGAAUUGGAUAGCCAACUCUUACAGCUUGUGACCAGCCAACAGGGCCCGGCAUGCAAUGUCUCCCCAAACAAUAUUGCCUAUGUCCUCUUCACGUCAGGCAGUACAGGCACUCCGAAGGGGCUAGUAAUGCAACAUCGAUCUGUGUGUACAAGCCAGAUAGCGAUAGCUAAGAGGCUUCGCCUGACACCAGAAGUUCGAAUACUUCAAUUCGCAGCGUUUGUUUUCGAUUUAUCAAUUGGCGAAAUCAUCGCCACCCUUAUUACAGGAGCAUGCUUAUGCGUUCCAUCAGAGCACGCUAGGCUAAACGAACUUACAAAGUUUAUUCAAGCGAUGGAUGUUAACUGGGCCUAUCUAACGCCUUCUUUUGUACGGACCCUUAACCCAGAUGAUAUGCCAAAUCUAGAGCUCUUACUGCUUGCGGGUGAAGCAGUUCCUCGUGAUGUUCUAACAGCCUGGUUUGGCAAAGUUCGUUUAAUAAACGGAUGGGGACCGGCUGAAACUUGUGUAUUUAGUACUUUGCACGAGUGGAAGUCUAUUGACGAGUCGUCUCUUACAAUUGGACGCCCUGUUGGCGGCUUUUGCUGGAUUGUUGAUGUUGAAGAUUCUGGUCGCCUUGCACCUUUCGGCACGAUCGGUGAAAUCGUUAUCCAAGGCCCGACUCUCUUGCAGGAGUAUCUUGCAGAUCCAGAACGUACCAAUGCUUCCAUCAGGCCAUCUACAGAAUGGUGCCCUCGUCCGGAUGGAACGAAUUGGAACAGAUUCUACAAGUCCGGCGAUCUUUGUCGUUAUAAUACAGACGGCACUAUCGAGUUUUCGACACGUAAAGAUACGCAAAUCAAGAUUCGCGGCUUACGUGUUGAACUAAGCGAAGUUGAGUACCAUAUCCAACAGGCUUUAACAGGUGUGCGUCAGGUAGCUGUUGACCUGUUCAAUGGCGAUAAUGGCUCUGCUCUCGUUGCCUACAUUUGCUUCAGUGAUGAAACAAGGACACCUGGCAUCGAGGUCGACAAUUCGAAUACGCCCUUCUCAUCACCCGACGAAAGUUUACGGAAUCAGCUGAUAGCUCUCGUUGGAGAACUAGGCGUUGCCUUGCCCCGAUAUAUGAUCCCAACACUGUUUAUUCCCUGCAAAUAUAUGCCAUUUAUCACCUCUACAAAAUUAGAUAGAAAAUUAUUGCAGAGGCUACUAUCGUCACUUAGCCGAGAUCAGCUAGCUAUCUAUUCGUUAUCUAACAACGAGAAACGCCAGCCGCAGACCGAAAUGGAGCGACGUCUACAACUAAUAUGGGCGGAAAUUAUGAACUUGCCAAUGGACUCUAUUGGCAGGGAUGAUACCUUCUUCCAGUUAGGAGGCGAUUCUAUCAUGGCUAUUUAUCUCGUUUCAACAGCCCAGGAGGACGGUAUUUCUCUCACCGUAAAGGACGUAUUUGAUGACCCUAGAUUAUUGGCUGUGGCCUCAAAGGCUGUUAUCGCGCAAGAUGCUAUGGAUUUAGCAGAUUCUACUCCAGAUCCAUUCAGUCUACUGCCCGAAUCGCAACAAAGCCUUAUCCUACUAGGCAAGAUUCGCAAAGAGUGUGGCCUUCUCAACGAUCAAACUAUCAUAGAUGCAUAUCCCUGCUCUUCUCUCCAAGAGGGCCUCAUCGCUCUUACCGCGAAGCAACCGGGAUCAUAUGUUGCUACUUAUGCCCACCAUUUAUCCAAUUCAGUGGAUAUCCCCAUGUUUAUGGCCGCAUGGGACUCAGUUGUGGAGGUGUGCGACAAUCUUCGAACACGCAUUAUUGUUUUAGAUGGCGUUAUGGUGCAAAUAUUACUCGACAAUGACAGUAACUGGGUGUCUGCUGACAAUGAGACCCUUGAGUCGAUGACUGGAUCAUCACGGAAUUUGAAGAUGGGAUACGGAACUCCUCUUUGCUGGUACGCAAUUGUGUCUGACAAGGGCGAAAACUACUUCGUUUGGUCCGCCCAUCAUUCUAUUUACGAUGGAUGGACAAUGAGAGUCAUGUUCUCGGCAUUAUAUUGUGCCUAUCAGGGAGAUUAUGCGCCUGAGGUGCGAGUGCGACCCUUCUCUACUUUCAUCAAAUCCAUAAAGGAGCAUGACAGUGACAAAUUUGCAUCCUACUGGAGAGAAGAACUUGCCGGGGCAAAACGUACCUCAUUCCCAUCUCGCCGAACUGUCUUGGGUAGCACAGAAACCAAGAGAUACAGCUCAACGAUUGCAUUUUCAAGAUCCGUGAAAAGUUCCAUCACGCAAGCCUCGAUCCUGCGAGCAGCGUGGGCCAUUGUCCUCGCCCGGUACUGCGAUAGCAACGACGCAGUGUUCGGCGCGACUGUUUCAGGUCGUCAAGCAAAAAUACAAGGAGCAGAAAUGAUAGCUGGGCCGAUGAUUGCCACCGUCCCCAUCAGAGCUCGUCUUAAUAACCAGGCACCGAUAUCAAGAUUUCUUCAAGACAUCCAAAACCUGAGCUCGGCCAUGAUUCCUUACGAACAGUUUGGUAUACAGAAUAUUUCCAAGGUCAGUCCGGAAGCUAAGGAAGUUUGCGACUUCUCAAGUCUGUUAGUCGUCCAGCCUCCUGCACACGGAGCAGCCGAUGAUGGCGACGAUAGCAUAUUCAUUAUUGACGAAUCCGCAAACGAUCUUACGAUGAAUGCCAUGGAUGGCUACUUUAAUUAUCCUUUUGUGAUCAUUAGCAAUCUCUAUACCGACAAAAUCCAGCUGAAUCUCUUCUACGACCCUGCAGUAUUAUCAGAACCUCAAGUAGUCGCUUUGGCGUCUCAUUUAGACCAUGUCACUCAACAGUUGCUUGCCAGAGAGGCCGUCAACGCGCCGUUGAGUUCGGUGAAUCUUCUCAGCCCCUGGGAUCUCCAACAUGCAGUUGAAUCAGCCCGCUUAAAACCUUCUAGUGAGACAUGCACUCAUUGGCUCAUUCAAGAAACCGUCCAAUCUCGACCAGAUGACAUAGCUAUCUCGUCAUGGGAUGCAGAGCUGACCUACUCUCAAGUCGGCACGUUGGCUUCUCGUUUGGCAGUUAAAUUACAAGCACGCGGAGUUGGCCCCGAAAGUCUGAUUCUUUUGUGCUUCCCCAAGUCCGCAUGGGCCGUGAUCGCCAUGGUGGCUGUCGAAAUGGCCGGCGGCGCCUUUGUUCCUCUUGAUCCGUCGGCCCCAGCUGCUCGUCUAAAAGGCAUUAUUGAUGACACUCAUGCAACUCUCGCUAUAGCUAGUCCAUCCAGCAGCAAGGUACUUGAGGGACUUGGUGUCGAAAUCAUGUCGGUUGAUCAGGAAGUGCUCUCUGGACUACCUGACCCAGUUAGUAAAGUGGUAUCCAAUGUCCAACCUCGAAAUGCAAGCGUCAUACUUUUUACUUCCGGAUCUACUGGUAAACCAAAGGGUAUGGUCAUCCAACAUAAUAACCUUUGCUCGUCAAGCGAUGCUUACGGCAAUGAUCUCAAUAUCGGGCCAGGUACACGAGUCUAUCAAUUUUCAGCCUACACCUUCGACGUCGGCGUCCUAGACUGUCUUGUAUCUCUUAUGCGCGGUGCCUGUCUAUGUAUUCCCUCUGAUCACGACCGGAUGAAUAAUCUGUCAGGUUCUAUGCGGUCCCUGAAAGCUAAUUGGGUAUUCCUAACCCCCACAGUUGCUGACCUAUUGUCUCCCACUGAUGUCCCAGACUUAAAGAUAGUAUGUCUUGGUGGUGAGGCAAUUAGUAAGAAGUGCGCAGACCGCUGGGUAAACCAUGUCGAGUUGCAUGGUCUCUAUGGACCGGCUGAGGCGUCUAUCUGCGCAUGGAAUCCCCUAGUUGGCAAGUCUGGUCGGUCAACUAACCUAGGAAGGCCGAUCUCCAGCGCCUUCUGGGUUGUUGAACCAAGCAACGUUAGGCAGCUUGUGCCUGUAGGAUGCAUUGGUGAACUUCUAAUUGAGGGUCCCAUGCUUGCGCGCGGCUAUUUGAACGUUAGCGCUGAAGUUGCUGCAAAUUGGAUAGAAGACGUGGACUGGCUUCCUGGUGGACGGAAGAGAGUAUACCGCACAGGCGAUUUGGUUCGCAGGAACGCUGAUGGCACAUUUGACUAUAUGGGACGCAAGGAUACUCAAGUCAAGCUCCACGGCCAACGUGUCGAGCUUGGCGAGAUUGAGUCACAAAUUCAUGAAUUCCUUCCUCGAAACAUGGCUGCCAUUGUCGAUAUUGUUACAGCAGAUGAUGAGAAUGCUACUAACAUUCUUAUGGCGUUCCUUUGGUAUACAGAAGAUAAUGAUGCUCCGUCACAAACUCUCCAGCUCAUGCAGAGUGUGUCAGAUCAAGCGCAGAGCAUCAUUUCUCAUCUAGAUUCGUCGUUAGCAGAAUCUCUGCCCUCAUACAUGAUUCCCUCUUCUUACCUGAUAUUUGAGGGUAAACCGGAACAGACAUCGUCUGGUAAAAUCAACCGACGUUCUCUCGUGGAGCUUGGCCGUAGUGUCUCCGUCCAGGAUCGCUUGCGCUUCACUCCUGACGCUAUUGAUCAUGAAUUGCCUACAACUCCAAUGGAACUUCAACUACAGAGUCUCUGGGCUCAAGUCCUUAAAAUGGAUGAUCCUACUUUGAUUGGAAAACACGAUAGCUUCCUCCACCUUGGCGGCGAUUCAAUCAGUGCAAUUGAAUUAGUCUCAUUGGCUCAGCAGCGGAAUAUUAGCCUCACAGUAGCGAUGAUCUUCAAAAAUCCGCGACUCUCGUCUAUGGCUGAGACCAUCCAAACAGACUUCUCUCCGCUAUCUCCAACAUAUGAUGCCGCGAAGUUUAGCCUUAUCCCAAGCAAUGACAGAGAUAGCGCUCUCAGGGCAGUCAAAACCCAGUGCAAGAUUUCAGAUUCCGCAAAGGUCGAGGAUAUAUACCCCUGCACGGAUCUACAAACAGGUUUAAUGGCUUUGACUAUCAACCAGCCAGGAUCCUAUAUCGCAAAACAUGUCUACCAUCUGGCAUCACAUAUCGACAUUGAGCGGUUCAAACAAGCCUGGGAGAAAACAGUUGGCUACUGCACCAACCUUCGUACCCGGAUUGUGCUGUCUGGAAACACUGCAGUUCAAGCAGUUAUCCAAGAACCAAUUGAUUGGCCAUCAACUUACUCUGACCUCCGUUCGUUCCUUCUAUCACAGGAAAAUCGCAAUAUGACUUAUGGGUCGCCCCUAUGUCGAUACGCGGUGAUUACCCAAGGCAGCGAAAACUAUUUCGCCGUUAAUAUUCAUCACACUGUCUUCGAUGGAUGGACAUUGUCAAUAAUGCUGAGAACGUUGCAUGCCAUGUAUUCUCAGGUUCAACCACCGUCUAUUCAGCCAUAUACCAACUUUAUCAAGUACGUUAUGGAUCUUGAUCAAGAGAAUGCACGUGAAUAUUGGUCUACACAGCUCCGUGGCGUCAGACGUACAACGUUCCCAGUGGGAACCACCCAAUCGAAGCCAUCAUCUUCCUCACAGAAAGUUGCAGGCUUGCUGAAUAAACAAGUUCACUUUCCACGACCCCCAAAAUCCUCCAUAACCCGAGCUACUAUUCUUCGCGCAACAUGGGCAUUGUUACUAGCACAGUACGAUCAUUCUGAUGAUGUUUGCUUUGGCACAACUGUCUCUGGGCGACAAGCUCCAGUUCAAGGUGUGGAUGAAAUGCCCGGACUUGUCAUUGCCACGGUUCCCAUAAGGGUUCAACUUGACAGACGGCAAACGAUUUCAGCUCUCUUUGAAUAUAUACAAGAUCAAGCAUUUGAGAUGAUACCUUAUGAGCAAUACGGAAUAGCAAACAUCUCCAGAAUUAGUAACGACACCAAGGAAGCAUGUAAUUUUACAAAUCUUCUUAUUGUCCAGCCGGCUCAACAAUUCGUUCCCACUGGUAAUGCAACUGAGCCAGCUAUGUUCUAUCCGGCUGUGACCGAAGGCCUUGCCGAAGGUGAACUGCUCGGUGAUUACUUCAGCUAUCCUCUUGUGAUGCAGUGCCAGUUGCUUGAGGAUGAUGUUCAGUUAGGCUUGAUAUAUCAACAGGAUGUUAUCAAUGACUCUCAGGUGAAUGCACUUGCUGAGCAAUUUUCUUACAUCCUUGAACAGCUCCAAGGUGCGGGUGACGCCACAUUGGCAGAACUAUCAGCUGCAAGUCCUUGGGAUAUAGAGCAAGUCAUCAAACGAAACAACUAUAGCAUUGAGCCGAUCGAAUCAUGUGUACAUGAAUUGAUCUCAAUUCAAGCUGCUAAGAAUCCCCAGCAGGAAGCUCUCUAUUCAUCUUCUGGAAGCAUGACGUAUAGAGAGAUUGAGCAGUUGUCGAAUCAACUUGCUUCACACCUCAUUCAGCUUGGCGUUAAGUCAGAGACGAUUGUACCUUUCUGCUACGAAAAGUCAACAUGGUCAAUUAUCGCUAUGCUGGGUAUCAUGAAGGCAGGUGGCGUCUUCCUACCAUUAGAUCCAGCCCACCCACUCAAUCGUCGCCAAGCCCUAGUCGAUGAAACAAGCGCCCAAUUCAUGAUCGUUUCCCCUACUACAGCCAAAGAAUGUGAAGGCAUGACGAAAAACAACAUUGAGCUCUCACCGACUUUCUUUGCGAGCGCGAAUAGUUCUGUCACGACUCGAAAAUUCAAGCCUAUUAAACCUAAGCCUGGAAGCGCAAUGUAUAUAUUGUUUACCUCUGGAUCAACAGGAAAACCUAAAGGUGUCAUUAUUGAACAUAAAGGCAUAGCCAGCUUUCUAUUUAGGAGCUGCGAAAUUCUAAAUAUGGGUGGUGACUCGAGGAUGCUUCAAUUCUCCAGCUAUGUCUUUGAUGCCUCUAUAUUUGAGAUUUUUGCUGUCUUAAUAUCUGGAGGUACUGUUUGUGUCCCUACCGAGACAGAGCGUAUGCAGCAUACGGCAAACUUCAUUGAGAAAGGCCGGAUUAAUAGUGCCAUUCUUACACCGACAUUUGUGAAGACACUCAUUCCAGAACUAGUUCCUUCACUAGAAAUUCUGCUCCUUUGUGGCGAAGCUCCGCCUAAAGAGAUCGUAGAUUUGUGGCGGCAACAUGUCAGCCUCUGGAAUGCAUAUGGACCUACCGAAACAUGCGUCAUGUCCACUCUCCAUCACUAUACAGAUAUAGCAACACCAGCUACAACUAUUGGCCGCGGGUUCGCUCAUCAUUGUUGGGUUGUGAAUCCAGAAAACCACCAUGAGCUUACACCUAUCGGAUGUGUCGGUGAACUCUUAGUACAGGGAGAAUCUCUAUCACGUGGCUACAUCAAUGACGAGGAAAAGACAAAUAAUGCAUUUAUUACCCAUGUCAAGUGGCUUCCUGACAAUAUUGACAUUGGAAAACGCCGGUUCUAUAAGACUGGCGAUCUAGUCCGAUAUAACCAUGACGGAAGCCUUGAUUACCUUGGCCGCAAGGAUACUCAAGUUAAGAUUCGUGGCCAGCGUAUAGAGCUUGGUGAGAUUGAGUAUCAAAUUAAGCUUCAAUCUUCUGAGAUCAAGCAUGCGGUAGUUGACAUUAUCUGUGAUGAUAUACAUCAAUCUCUCGUUGCAUUCGUGAGUUUGUUUGGCGACAAGGGCCCCAGCGAGGCUACGCCGGUUCAGUUAAUGUCACAUAACAACGAGCUACAAGAGCUUUUCUCCCAGUUGGCUGCAAACCUGACUACAGUUCUGCCAAGCUACAUGGUUCCCAAGUACUUUAUUGCAGUCGAGUCCAUGCCACUCAAUACGUCGGGUAAACUUGAUCGAAAAGCACUUCUGCAGACAGCUACAAGUCUUUCGAGGGAAGAUCUAGCUGUUCAUUUGGCGGGUCAGCGUCUGCCGUUCCGUGAUGCUUCAUCCGAUCUCGAACACUGGAUCCGAGCGCAAUGGGCAGAUAUUCUUGAAAUGCCAAGAGAAGCAAUUAGUGUGGAUGACAACUUCUACCAAUUAGGUGGUGAUUCCAUUCGCAUCGUUAAUGUCUCGAGACGUAUACUUGACAAGUUCGGUGUGUCUCUUGGCAAUACUCUCAUGAACAGCAAGCAUACAACUAUCAGCAAUAUGGCCAAGUAUAUUUCCUUAAGCGCAGAGAAUGGGGCCACACAAGUAGACCAUUCAGAUGCAGACAUCGACUUAAUGGUUAAGAUCAAUUCGAUUUCCAACCUCCCUUGGAUGAUACAACCACAUGGCCUUCAAGAAACCCCCAGAAACACGCUCCCUGGUCAAGCAACAGUAUUCCUGACCGGCGCUACUGGUUUCCUUGGUACUGAAAUUUUGAAACAGCUGGUGCGGAACCCUGUGAUAAAAACCAUUGCCGUUCACGUCCGUUCGAAAUCACUAGCACAGGGUAUGGAUCGAAUCCGGGACACAGCCAAAAUUGCUGGCUGGUGGCGUGAGGAGGAUAUGGAAAAGUUGGAAAUUUGGUUGGGUGACCUCGCCAAGCCACAUCUCGGUCUCACAGAAGCACAAUGGGAACGCCUCUCUGGUUUGUCGAAAUCAGAGGCUAAUAUCAAUGCCAUUGUCCACAACGGAGCAUCUGUGAACUGGAAUGCCAAUUAUGAUACUCUGUGUGCUGCUAACGUCACCUCGACUGUUGAUCUGUUGAUGGCAACAUCAACAUCACCAUAUGAGCCCAAGUUUGUGUUUGUGUCUGGCGGCGCCUUUGUGGAUCCAGCUGAAAAUCAGGUUGUGUCUGCAGCGAUCCUCAAUAGCGUCAAUGGAUACUCACAAACCAAAUUUGUCUGCGAGUCUGUCAUUUCAAACAUCGCCAGCAGCCUCCCUGCCAACCAGAAUCGAGUAUCAAUUGUCAAGCCUGGGCGAAUCAUUGGUACAGUGGAGCACGGUGUCGCCAACGUCGAUGACUUUGUCUGGCGCGUGGUCUCUACGGCAGUAUCAAUACACGCUUACCCGGAGGAACCAUCGGAUCACUGGAUGGUUAUGCAAGACGUGGGCAUUGUUGCGUCGAAUGUCUUAAACCAGCUCUUUACCGAUACAAUCAAGCCAUUCUCCAUGCUUGCAAGUGGUAUGCCAUUAUCUGUCUUCUGGGAUCAAGUCAACUCUGGACUGGAAGUCCCAUGUAAGCCGCUAUCCUGGCAGGAAUGGACUGAACUCGCGUUAGCAUCAAUGAACCGAGUUGGCAACAAGCAUCCACUAUGGCCGGUGCAACAAUUCCUUGGCCAGCUCGGCCUACCACCAAGCAUUAUACAAUUGUCAAAUGCGGGGACUCCCGAGUGCAAGCAGUCUACGAUGGCCAUUGAGAGUAAUAUGCGAUAUCUCAGGAAGAUUGGAUUUAUUCAUUCGUCGGAGGAUGGGUUUGGCAGCGAUCAGCGCGAGGGUACGAUUCGACGUGUGCAUACGCUAGGAGGUUAA
Messenger RNA from Trichoderma virens Gv29-8, 49533 nucleotides. RefSeq names its product non-ribosomal peptide synthetase. Gene Ontology annotation, cellular component: cytoplasm. Gene Ontology annotation, biological process: amino acid activation for nonribosomal peptide biosynthetic process; secondary metabolite biosynthetic process. The record is from RefSeq and is a predicted model, not a curated record. The transcript has 4 exons. NCBI's taxonomy places the organism in Eukaryota, Fungi, Ascomycota, Sordariomycetes, Hypocreales, Hypocreaceae. The annotation marks the transcript as partial. Gene Ontology annotation, molecular function: acyltransferase activity; phosphopantetheine binding.